UCUCUAGCAUGGCGGCAUGCUACGGGCUCAGAGAGUACUGAAAUUCCCCUUCUCAGAGACUUUUAAACACUUGCAUGAAGAAACAAAAUUGUGUUGCCUCUGAGACAAAGUUAUCAACUUUCGAUGAAAAUCGUUCCCGAAGUCGAGAUCGUUUCAGGGAAUUGGUUAUGUGCGAUGAAUUCAAUUGUCGUUUUGCGUUUGUAGCUUCUUGACUGCGUUCGACCUGACGCGUUAGUGAGUUGCAAAGGCGGAGCAUAUCUGUUCUGGAAAGGGUAGUGGAUUGCGUUGGACUAAAUUUACCACAACCUCCUGGAAUCUUGACGGUGUUUGCAGGACUGCUUUCUAAAAGACAUGUCCGGUGAGUGAAAGUUGUUGUGUUGUAGACUUGCAUACGAUGACGUGCUGUACUGUAAGUCCGCGUAUGAACUUCAAUUGUAUUUUUACUCCCUCAUAUUCGUGCUCUAAAGUUACCCUCCUCAUGAACUGCUAAAGCCCCCUUUACCGUUGACUUUUGUCCCAGAUUGCUGCUUUUUGAGCCCGAUAAUUUUUUUUCUUCCAUGUUUUGCAUUCGUAUGUACCAGUCUAAGGGACGCCAUUUUGUGAUGAAGUCCAAAGAUUGUGGCGCGUUCCAUCUGAAACUCUAAAUUCUCUCCUACACUAUACGAGGACACGCGAGUUAACGGUGAAGAAAUAAAGUGUUGGUCUCUUCUUUAUUAUCGAAAUGAUGAAAGGCUUUCUCGCCGUACCUUUAAAUUCGAAAAACUACUGUCGCUUCGUUAUCUUUCCUUUUAACCCAACCGCGGCCAUUCAUGUGUUAUGUUGCCAAUAACAGUUGAUUUUUUAUUCGAUGGGCGUAACAUACUGUUCAGGAUUGGAACAUGUGUAGAAGAAAAAAGUGCUUCUAGUCAAGUACUCCAGGCUAACGUUUUUCAUGGAUGAAAUACACGAGAAACUUACGAUUCUUCAAAUGUGAACAAAGGCACGAACCAAUAGUUCUAGCGAUAUGAAUAAUUACUGCCAAUGACAUAAGAUGGCCGAUGCACGGUCGGUGAAAAAUCGAAAAAGAUGAUAUCAUUUUAGUGCGCGAAUUUUAUUUUGCAUUAGGAACUGGUCAGUUUUAGGUUAAUGUCUACUGCAUUGCGUGUAUCCGCAUAGAUAUGCACUUCGUUGAAAUGUUCUUCAUCCAUUUACCGAGAGAAACAUCUGCGUUCUUAGCGAUUUUGUAUUAUUUAUGAAUGUUCAUUUGUUGUUCUAUCGGAGUUCCCCCAGCCACGGUUGAAAUCUACAACCCCAGGAUUUAGUGUCAGUUUCAAAUUGGAAAUCUACCAAUAAUGAUAUGCAUUUCUCCGUGCUUGCUUGUAAAUUGUCGGCGAGGCUUCAGUUCAUAUGAUUCGUAGUAUUUACCAUGACGCAUGCAAGCCAUCAGCUGAGGCUAGCGUUCGAUGAGCGAAAACAACAGAAACAGUCUUAAUCGUAAAAAUUUGGAGGUGGUUAAUUUUGCUCAAAAGUUAUCCAUCAGGUCGACAACGCCUUGCAAGCGCUGGGUCACUAUGGAGGUGAAAUGAUCGCCACAUGUGCUGUAAAAUAUAACUUCCCCCAAUUCAAGUUCCGAAGAAGAUCUCCGUUUGUUAACUUGUUGUCUUCGAUUUUCAGGACGAACCAAAAGAGGCCCUGGUAGACCUAGAACCUCAGACAGCGCGGUGAGUCAUUUGACAUUUUAGGAAUUUUUAGAAAGAUACAGUGGUCCAUCCGACAACUAACCUUUGAGAUAUUUUACCAUGAUUUGUAUUUCCUAUAAUGGAUCUUUUGUCGCCCUCCAAGCGUUGCCUUAGUGAGUCUCUUCCUGCUUGCAUUUCAAUUUUUUGGGGUAAUUGCCAGUGCUAGUGAAUUUGUUAUCCUUUUUAGAGCCUUGAUUACAGCUGUAGAUUCCAGAUUCUAUCAUUGUUAGAAAAGCAAUGUAAUGAGCUCCUGUAGGAAAUAGCUCAUAUAUAUAUAUAUAUAGCUGGUAAAUGAUCCUCGACUUUCUAGCUGCAUGGAAGGUGAUGUUAUGCUUUUGGGUAGUUUGGAGAAACUUUUCUUAUUUGCUUCUUAAAUUUGCUGCUAAUUUUCAUUCAGCCAUUUCAAGAAUCAGAUAUUUUUUUAUAUCCAUGCUGGUGUUUGCAGCUGUUUUUUCCUUUUAGGCUUCUAUUUCAUAAGUAAUAUUGCUACUCCCAGUAAAUUAGGGGAAAUAGGCUUAAAGUAUUUCCUGUUGAGGUUUCAUAGGUGACUGCAAGUACGUUGUUAGGAGAUAAUGCACAUAUAAGAAAAAUUACAAGUUUCCAUACUCAGCAUGGAAUUUACUUCAAAAUUUAUUGAUGUUCAUCGGUUCAUAAGCCAACGUAUGGCAUUCUUUCUCAAGAAAGAUCAUGACAAUCCAAUACUUGUUCAAGACAACAGGGUUGUGAAAAAUAUUAUUGUCAGCUUGAUAAUCUUUUUGUUGUGUUUGGUAAUUAAAAAAGAAAUAGCUUUAAAUAUUUUUUGUUUGGUAGUCACAGAUGUCUGUUUCCAUUAUGAUUUGAAGAUUUCCUUGUCAUUGUUAGAAUCAGACCAUUUAAAUUACUGUCAGACCAAAUGAGUGGGCAGGCAGCAAUUUGCUGCCUGUUACUCUAUUUAUCCUGUUAACUGUUGUGGAACAUUUUGACUGAGGUGUAUUGUACAGGAAGCAUAGAGGAAGUAAUAAUUGGUAGUGCUUUUUAGAAGUGUAUUGAUUUUAGCUCAGGAAAUUGAGGAUGUUUUCCAAAAAAAUGUUAUACACAUGUAUUGAAAUUCCCCUGUACAUCUGCACUACAAUUUUGAAAGGGUAAUUUUUCAGAGAAAGGUCUCACUAUGAGAUAGAUACUGUUCAACUGAUAAUUUUAUACAAUGUAGUUAUUUCCUGUUGUUUACAUCCCAUCCACUGAAUUAGGACCAAAAGCAUGCCAGCCUUAGCUUGCGAUUAAUUACUUGUACAAGUCGUUUAAUCUCAGACAUAAACAGUGUCGUUCUCCUUGUUAUUUGUAAUUUUAUUUACUUACGUUAUGUUACUGAAGUUUUGUCUAGAUUGAUUUUAAAUUAAAAGCUGGUUUCAAUUCUUGAGAUGCCCUUUUUCAUUUCUUAAUUUUAUGUAUCCUAAAGGUAUUUUCAUAAUACAUUUUUUCUGGACACAUGAUUUUCUUCACCUUUGUUUAGUGUUUGUUUAGUCUUGAAACAGGGACAAAGCACUAUUUAUGUACUUAAUUUUAGGUUCUUCAGCCAUUACAUAAGUGCAUUAUAUUUCUAUCUCUUUUAUGACUCUUAUGCCUUUUUUUAGUAGCAAUGUUUUCUUAAUAUGCACUAACAAAAUUAUAAAAAGAUUGCAGCUUUGUCUAUUCUAUUUUCUUGGACUCUUUCUUACAGUGUAUCACCUACAUUGUAAACUACUUUAAGCCUGUGUUCUGUGUUCCACUACCCUUACUAACAGCACGUAUUACAUUUGAAGAUAGUAAAUGAUAAGUAGUCAAUGCAAGGGGACAAAGUUGUCUGGACCUUGCCAGAAUGAGACUGGUUCCAUGGAUUUAAGUAUGCACAGUAAAAAAAAGAGAUGUUUAGUAAGUUUAAAGGAGAAAAAGGCAAAAAAGGUCAAUUGGGCUGUACAUUGUAUCUAAUAUUUGUUCUAAAAUAUUUUUACUCCAAAACACCAAAAUUUUCCCAUUCAAAUUACCAUCCUCUCAUAAGCGACUGUGACCACUUUUUGGAGAGACUAUUUUAAAAUUUUCCACUGUUUUUAACCUCCUGUUGGCAACCACUUAGGGCAAGGUUCAAUCUGUGUGUAAUGAUGUGUUAUUUACUACACUAUGUGAAGAACUUUUAGUGAUAGCUUGUAGCUAAAAUGUUGUAAAGUAGAAAUUGCAUGGAGUAAAUUCUCCUUCAAAAGUAUAGUUUUUAUGUCGGAGCCUCCACUCAGAAAAGGCCACAUGUAAUUUUAUUCUGGGAUUGGACCAGCCCCUGUAAGUGACGACUGAAUCUUGGCAUUUUAGGUGGUUGUAGUUUGGGAGGUUGGUGUGUAUUUUUGCAGAAAGGAAGCAGUACACUUUUCAAGUUGGGAAUAAGAUUAUGGAUUGUUUGACUUCAAUUUAUGUAGAGACUUGCCAGAAAAUGGUUCUAAAACUUUCAAAUGGAGCCUAUUGUGAAAAAGGUGUCUAUCACCAGAUUUCCUUAUUCUGGCUUUUGUCAUCUUUCAGUUGUAGUUACCUGAGUGUAUAGAUGGAUAUUGUCAAACUCAGAAAACCGUGAACACCUGAAAAAUUUCAGGAAUGUUGAUUGUGUACUGGCCAAUCACAAUAAAGUUCAGGAUAUGCAAUCAAACCUCAAACCACAAAUUAAUUAGCGUUGCUGUUUGCAGUUUAGUUAUCUCGCACCUUAUUGGCUUAUUUCUUGCAACACAAUAACAUUCCAUAAAUAUUUCUGGUGUUCACGGUUUUGUGAGUUUCACAGUAAUACUUCCUUGCUUAACAUGUUAUAAAUCUCCUCUUUUUUUGUUGUUACCUUUAUAAAACAGCAAUCACUGAGUCCUUAUCCAAACUCGCCAUUAACACCAGACUCUGAAGAAAGUUUCAUCAUGAGUAUCAGAGAGGGGGGACGUUCCACUAGAGUGCGAAACAGAACAAAACCUCAGCCAGCCAAAAAGACCAGGGUCAAUGCUCAGAGGUAUGUAGUCUACAACAAAAACAUCAUCAUCAACUACAACAGUCUUCAUUUUCUUAAUUUCUCGCUGGACUGACCCACAAUGCAAGUGCAAGUUCACUAUAUUCAACUGUACUGUGAGCACUUACUUGAAGUACAUGUAGACCCCCCCCUGGGGGGGGGGGAGGGGAAAUUUGGUAAAUUGGGUAAAUUUUUGCUGGGUAUGUGCUGCUGGCCUCUCAGAGCCCCUACUCCAUUAUAGUCUAUUCUGCGACCAAUUAUAGACCCCACCUUAGUCACUUUUGGGCAAAUAUGUGAUUUUUGCGAUCCCAACUUAGUCACUUUCUGUUGUUAUGAAUUGGCCCAUUUUUUAAACCGAGUGAAGAGCACUUUACUUAUCACCUACAGCCAAACAUUCUGGUAGGGUUGCUAACCGUAAAUAUGAAGAACUGUCUUACCCCGAAAAAUCAAAAAAUGUGUGACCCCAUUCUAGUAACUCUAUUGAAAAUGCAACCCCAGUAUAGUCAAUCCAGUCGUGAAUAUGCGACCCCAUCUAGCGACAGAAACACAGGCAGAGUCAUCUAAACUUGACCUUGUUAUUGUCUAAACUUAAAUUGGUUCAGUUGAUUAAAGUGACGGUUUAUCUGAACAAACUUGAAUGUUUCAUAAUGGCUGAAUUCAUAUUAGAAGACAGGAAACUCGUCACAGACAGAAUUCCGUCAGAGAAAAUACCGACUGAUAAGAAUUUAAGGAUGGAAAACCAUCGUAGAGUUGUGACCUAUCCCUGCUUUUUCAACCCAUAGUUUUCCAGAUGAUACAGCCAAAAGCAAUCUAAAUUGUCAGUGCUCCAAAAGACAUCAGUGUUUAUUAAUUAGAGGGGCGGAUCCAGAAAAUUGACAAAGGGGUGGCCGGGACACUUGCCAGCUAUAUAAAUACUAUUUAUUCUAUUAGAAUUCUUUAAAAAUAAUACAAAAUUUCAUGACUCUCUUCUUGGGUGCCUUUUUUUUCCCAGUAACAGUAGCUAACUUUCUAGUUCCAGUCUUUUCCUUGGGUGCAAGUGCAAAAAUUUCGUCUUGAUUUUUGUGUCUCUAAUAUGACUUUGGCCAAUUAUGUACUUGAUUUUGUGUGGAAAAAAAAAAUGGAAAAAAGACUUCUUGGUCAUUGAACUUCCUUUCUCCCACAGUGGAGUUUUUUUGCUUUAUGAACCAUUGUGUUUUUUUUAUUUCUGUGUCUCUUAUUUCACUUUAGUUUGCUUUGUAUUUUUUUGUAGUAAGUUGAAAUCUCCUAUCAAAUCCUCACCCAUUGGUUCAUGCACUGGGCGCACUCAUGAGAAUCAUGAUAUCAGUAUGGAACAUGGAAAUUUGAUGGUAAGGAAAGUUUACAGUGAUACAAUUCUUGUGACCUUGCCAGAGAUAAACGUAAAAGAUUAUCUGUAGAAGCCCAUGAACAAUUUUUUAUAUAAUCUAUAUCUUGUCAGAAUAUUAAAAUUGUGUUGAUUUUUUUGUGUACCACAGGACAUGUCACCUUACCCUGUGACUUUACAUGGAUCAGGACAAUUGCUUUUUGAAAAUUUAACAUCUGAUGCUGUUAGCCAAAAAACAACAGGCAUAGAGGAUGAACUGUAAGAGCUUCUACUUUAAUAUUAAUUUUUUGCUGUCUUCAUUAUUAAAAAAGGCUUGUCCUCGUACAAGUACACUAUAAGAUUUGUUUUGCUAAGAUUUUUGGAGGGCUAAUUUUCAGACAUUUAUUCUUGUCUGAAACUCAAGGUUGUGCUCUAAAAAAAAUUGAAGGAUAACACAGAAUUUCUUUGAAAACAUUAAGAUUUCCUUGUUGAACAAGAGCAAGAGAGGCUUGCAUAUGCUUCUUGGAUGACAGUGGUCAACUUGACUUUUUAACUGUUCUUUUUUUUUUGUUUUAGAGCAAGGAGCAAAGUUUGUUCAUUCUGCAAUUGUGGUGUGGAGAUGCGUAUGUUUCAUGGGAAGCUCCAGAGAUAUGCACCAACUCCAGGCUUCAAUCCCAGCAAGAGACUUCAAAGCAGACACCAGCGACAAAAUAGUGGCUGCGAACCCUUUAGAGACAAGCUAGACUUAGAUCCUUUUGAUAACAGACCUUGUGUUGAAGAGCAGCGCGAGCCUCAGCCUAUUAUAACCCGACGUGGUCCUGGGAGACCCCCUGGGCGGGGCAGAAGGAAGGGAAUUGUCGUAGUUGGUUUACCUCUAAGAUCUGCUAAUCAGGAAUUAACAGUUGAUAAGACCUCUUUUGGCACUGUCAAAGAAAAAGAUCUGAGCGAUAUUUUUGAGGUGGACGGCUACACAUGGGCUCAUCAUUGUUGUGCAGCUUGGUCUGAAGGAGUUAGCCAGACAGAUUCUUAUGAUUUAAUAAAUGUUGAUAAGGCUGUUGUCAAUGCUUUGUCAGAGGUAAGAAAUUAUCUUACCUACUUUCUUUAAUACGUCCUUUUCAAGUUGGGUUCUUGCUGAUACUCUGACAUUUUCAGUUGUGGAAUUUACAUGUAGAUCUUGCAACAGUGUAUUAUUGUGUGGAGUGCUCUUAGCUGCAGUCCUGAUAAGACUUGGUGGAAGUUUGGCUUAUUUGUGGCUAUAAAUGUUAUUGCUUAGUCUUUUCUACUGAUCUGUUGUACAUGGGGGUUCAAAUGCAAAUAUGUUUAAUUUUACGUUUCCCCUGGUCGAUUUUGGUUAAGUGUUGUGCUCAUUUGCAAACAAGCUCCAGCAAAACUCAAAUCCAUUUUUAGAGAAAUAUAUAUACCACAAAUUUUGACUGCUUUAUUACAGAUUCAUUGCGUUUAUAUUUGAAAUUAGGGACCUUAAGCGAGGACGACGACGAUGGCAGUGAAAGCGUCAGUAAAAAAAUUUUGCGUUCUUUCAAACUUAAUCGCAUCUAUUUGGACGCGCUCAAUAUGUCAAAUGCAGGCGACUUUUCCGGGAGUUGAAUUCUUAAAGAUUUUAUUCAGGUUCAAAACGAUGAUGGAAACUUUGUCAUCGUUAUGUCCACGUCCCCCAUAAAACAGCAAAUUAGGAGGUUUCACAUCGUAGUCAUGUAGUGGACGUCAAAGAAAUGUAUUAGAAAGCGUGAUGCACAUGCAGAGCUGUUGUUUUGACCAUUAAACCUAUUGUUUUUUUUGAAGUCAUCGUUGUGGUCAUCGUCAUAGUUGCUUAAGCUCCCUAUUAUGUCUGUCAUUCAUAAACAAUGGCUAGUACAAUAUAACUACUCCAACAUCCAGUCAGUGCUUAUGACUGGAUUCCAGACAGAUUUUAUGUCAUCAGUAUGGAAUUUCUGUCGCUGAGCCGCAGACGUUCUUCCUCGCGAAAUGUGCCCCAGCGGCGAUGAGGGAGGAGAAAUGUGUGCUUUUACAGGCCAUUGUUGGCCAUGUUUUUCACUUUUUAACAAAUGGGAGUUUGCACUCUCAUAAUAGAAGAUUGCUGUCUGCUACCCGAUAAGGGCUACAGAACAGGACUUUGAUUUUGAUCUAUGCUCAACCAUUCAAAAUGGAAUUCUUUUGAAAAAAUGAUUUACUAAUAAAAAAAAUUAUCUACUUACUAAUUAAUUGUUGACCUUGUUGUAUUUGUUCUUUCUGCAGCAAUGUAAUCAUUGCAAUCGAUUUGGUGCAAGUGUUGUUUGUCAGAUUCCACGGUGUGGCAAAACAUAUCACUAUCCCUGUGCAGCUAGCAGUGGCUCCUUUCAGGUUUGUCUAAUUUAUUCAUUUUGUAUAUGUGUAAUAGGUGUUUUUUCAUUCGCAUUUGUGUAAGAAUUAAUAAUAAAAUUAUUGUUUUGUACAUACUUUCUAGGACAUUAAAUCCAUGACAAUGCUGUGUCCAGAUCACUUGGAAGAUGCAGGACGUCUUGGUAAGACCACUCUGGGUUGCCUCUGUUUCUAGAGAAUUGAAUUGAAUUGAUGGUUUCAAACCUUUGUAAGUUCGUAAAUAGAGUUUUCAAAACAGGACAUUUCAUUAUAUUCAUAUAGCAUAGGUUCCUUUCAUCUUUUAGGAUAGCCUAUUGCCUUUAUUUCAUUAGUUGUUUUUUCUAUGUGCUCCUCUACAUGAAGAACCACAUUAAGUUGGUGUACUUUUCUUUUUUAAUGAUCUUGCAACAAUUUUUUUUUCAGCGGGUAGUGAAGCAGAGUGUGUCCUUUGUGGUGAGGCUAAAGAUUUUGCGGAGUUAAUUUUUUGCACAAGCUGUGGCCGUCAUUAUCAUGGUCGCUGCUUGGAACCAUCUGUCGAUUUGACAUCUGUUAUCAGGAUGGGAUGGCAGUGCCCGGAUUGUAAAGUUUGUCAGGGUUGCAGGUUUGUUUCUACAUUGUAUUUUUGCAAACCCAAAUUAAGUAUGUUUUAGAAAAUGCAGAAUUUUUCCCAGAAGAGAAAAAAACUGACCUAAACUUAUGAAGGAAGCUCGGCAAUCAAUUAGCACCACUGCCAACAAAAUGUUAUAACAUACAGCAUCACUCUAAAGGAUGUUUCUAAUUAGCACUUCUGCCCCUGAAUAAGUGCUGCAUCCUCCCGGUAACGUACGAUGCAGCAUUACUCUUGACAUGAUUAAUGUUCAAUUGGUAAAUGUAGGCCACUGUGAAAAUAACAUAUUACUCUCAAAUAACUGUUGAUAAUAUUACAGUCAACUCCCAAUAACUCGAACCUUCAAGGGAAAUUGAAAAAAGUUCGAGUUAUUGGGAAAUUAAAGCAAAAAACAGGGAAUAAGAAAACAAGCAAAUGGGUUGGUGAAGGAAGCAAGUAUCAUGCACACUUCAUCUCAUGGACCUUCAACAAAGCUUGAUUAAUUAAUAUACAGGGCUGGACACUAAUUGAACUGGACUGAAAAAAGGUAAAGACAAAGAAAGCGCAGUUGUUUUGAAAUGAAUUCAAUUUUUUGGACUGUGGUACCCUUUUUUUUUUUUACUUUUCGCAUGUUUAAAACAUGGUUUGAGUUACUGAGGGUAAAAUUGUAUAGAAAUGAUCUGAAGGGAAACAAAAAUUACUUCAAGUUAGCAGGAUGUUUGAGUUAUCAAGGGUUCAAGUUACGUUCAUUGUUGGAAAAAGACAAAGCAAACAAAAGAAAGAUUAUGUAGUACUGAAUUAUUCACAAAUAGAAAGACUUAGUAAGUGUUCAAUUUCAAGUUGGAAAGUAAGUCCCUUAAUUAUUUUUUUUAAGUAAAUGUCUUCUUAAAAUGACAGUGAUAUCUGUAUUGAGUUCACAUGAAUGAAAUUCAUACCAGUGUCUGCUUUGUAUGGGACCCUGCAAAGUGAAUAUAGUGUAGUACGGGUUUUUGUCAAAGACUGGGUAAAUUAACUUUGAACAUGAACUUUGCAGGCAACCUGGUGAUGACAAUAGGAUGUUAGUUUGUGACUUGUGUGACACUGGGUAUCAUACGUACUGUCUGGAUCCACCUAUGAGCACUAUACCUAAGACAGGAUGGAAGUGUUUGGUUAGUACCUAUUACUACCAUUCUUUCAUUGAAAUCAUGAUUUUCAAACCUUGUUGAAAAGUGGAAAUUUGGAUUGUAUUCUUGUGAGGGUUUGAAGGUUAAGGUAAAAUUUGAUUGUUUUACAAGGGGGAGGAAAGUCCGUUUUUUUUCAAAUAAUCAUUAGAUUUGAGAAGCAGAGGAAUAAAGGGGUUAGUUUCUAAAGAAUCUGUGGUGGUGCAUCAGUAGAGGAAUGGAAGUGUACAAAGAUUUGGUUUUAUUACUGAGUUGGUAGGGCAGAUUUGCCAAAGCAGACAAGCUGAUGUUUCAGUGCUAGCCCCUUCAUAAGAGCCAUUUUGCUCUGAGAGAGGGUUAGUGCUUAAAACGUCAACUUCUCUACCUACCCAUGGUGGCCAAUCUGCCUUAUCAACUCUGUUGAGAAAACCAAAUCUUUGACAAACAGAGGGCUUGAUAGGUUAGUAUUAAAGUGUUUUUGUGAAGAUUGUCAUACUAAGAUUAUUGUGGUAGUUGACAUAACAGCGACACAAUUCUGUUUAUUUCCUUAACAGAGUUGUCGUCGAUGUGAAGACUGUGGGUCAAAUACCCCUGGAGGAGGACCUACAUCACGUUGGCAUCAUAACUUCUCUGUCUGCGACAGUUGUUAUCAACAGCGUAACAAGGGCCUGUUUUGCCCACUGUGUGGGAGAGCCUAUAGACAGUUCACUGAUGUUGCUAUGGUACAGUGCCUUUCCUGUGAAAAGUGGAUUCAUGCCAGCUGUGAUGAUAUUGACAAAGAUGAUUAUCAAAAGUAUAAUAGCAAAGAUCUUCCUUACUUCUGCCCUUCCUGCAAACCAAAGAAAGGUUCUCUACAGCUAUUGGUAAGCAAGGGUUUUGUUGGUAUAGAGUCCAUUGGGCAACAUUAGGGAACUUAAGAACCACGAUGAAGUUCACGACGACGAUGUCUGUUGACUGGGAAAAGACUGGAACGAGAACUUCAGUUUCGGCGGGGAAAAGGAAACUUAAGAUGCAGUUGGUCAGUAGGUCGACGAUGACGACACUGAAUGUAAACACAAAUGUAAAACUUUGAUGUUUGUUCGCAACAAAGUUCUUCACAAUGGCGUCUUUUAAAACAAUGCAAGAUCUUAUUUUUUAAGCUUUAUGUUUAAUAUUUCAUUGCCGAUGAAGAAUUUUUUGUGUUAUCUGACCUUUUCGAGUGGAAAAACACCUACUUUCCGUAUGAAGAUUAUUCAACUUUCAACCUGAAUGAGAUGACUGAGUCCGAGUGUCUGUCAGAGUUUAGAUUUGGAAAAAGAGACAUUCUGAUGUGAUAGCUGUUUUCCAUGUAAAGUUUAUUUCCUUUAUAUUAAAGAUAUAUGAUUUGCCUUACCUAAAUAGGUACAAAUAAAUUUUAUUUAUCACUUACAAGUUUGCUUUCUCGGCCUCCACAGCUGUUGUCAUUCUUUGAAGUAAAAAUACUUCAUUAGUCGAAUUUUCAAUCAACAUCGCUUGUUAGGAGAAAAAAGGAACGAUACCUGGAUUUAUUAGGAUGAGAAAAUGCAAAGGACUUCAAAAAUUGUUUAAAACAGUGGAUUUACACCUGCUGAAACUUGUGGAUUGCAGGACAACGUGAUUCUACUUUGUUUGGCAUAGCCAACGACAACACAAUGACAAAUGUACUGGUCGCGCUUGGGCAGUACACUGUAACUUACUUCUGGUUGUCGUCCUAUUGUCAUUAUUGUCUUUGACUGUUUCUCGAUAGUCCGGGUAAUUACUAGGCCUAGAAAGCUGUUUUGUUCACAUUUAAGUUCAAGGUUUUAAUAAUUUUGAAAGUUGUGUAAUAAAACUAUCAGCAUGCAAAACAAACUGGAGUGGUGGGGAGAUUGGAACUGGCAGUACCUUAUUUUAGAUUUUGGGCCCCAUAAAGUGAACAAUUCUUUGAGAACAGGGCCUUUGGGCUGAAAAUAAAGAAUUUUAGCUAAACAUGGGUAUCAUCAAAUGUGCUGAUACUUAAAAAAAGGUGGUGGUGGAGAGUCUUUUUUCAUGAAAUGUUAGAAUAACAUUAAUCCAACAAAGCUUUUUCUUGCUUUGAGUAAUAAUACAUUCUUUGUUGUUGUUGGUGGCUUUAGGACAGGAAUCAUGGAAUUGAGCUUGGGUUUAAUGAUCAGCAGCCAACUGAUGUAGACAUGUCAUUUGACAACAAUCCUGAAGAAGACAAACGCACAUUGACGAUUGCAGCUGGGUGUAUGAGCCCUGUUAACAUGGACGAUGACCUUCUGCUAUCUUCCAGUCUGGAUGACUUAAAUCCGUUACGACACUUUGAUCCUGUGCUGGAUGUCACUGACACAGAAACCAUUCCAAUUCCCAACCUUGAUAACAUUGAACCAGAGAAAGUUCAGUUAAGUGAGAAACUCCCUGUGCCACUGGAUGAAGAAAUGGAAGUAGUCGUAAAGCCCGACCAUGAACUGGACAUGUUAGCAACAUCUGCUGAUCUUUCAGACUCCUGCUCAUUGCCUUCAUUUUCAGUGGUUGACAGACAUUUGUCAGAACCUAAAGCACCCACUCCCAGCCACUAUCAACAUCACAACUCAUUUGUCACCCCACCUAAGAUAUUAGGAAAAAGAAAGCUGGCUCCUGGCAAAGUCAAGGUUUGUCAUUAUAAUGUGUCACAAAGUUGGCAGUGGGUGUUUAUUCAAUUUGGUUAGUGCUGCUUAUUUCCCAGAAUUAAUUUUUUCACAUUUUUCUGUAGUCUAAGACUGGUGGAACUCCUGCACGGAAAAAGUCAAAACAUGGUAAACCAGGUCGACCACCAAGCAAACUGAAAAGUAAAGCUGCACCUCAGACGUCACCUGGCAAGGAAAAUGUGGUGAGUAUAGUCUCCGUCUCUGUUUGGUUCAAGCACCCAGGAAAGGUCUGCAGUGAAAAAUUACUUGUAAGAAUGAAUAGAAUGCACAGAGUAUAAUUUGAUCACUCACAUUUGGAGCUUCAGUCACUUGUAAGUUGAUCAUGGGCAUUUUGACCUUCUACCAUUUGAAACUUGGGCAAAUCCUCGCAUGGGAGCAAGAGCCCUUUGACUUUUGAUCGAUCUCGCCCAUGCUCCCUAACUUUUGGUUAUCACUAGUUUGUCAAAAUAAAUUACGUGCUAUAGUCAUGUGCAUAUGUUAGCACUGGAAUUUGUAAUUGGUUGUCUUGUGUAAUUUUAUCCUUAGUACAAUUUUAUCUCUUUUUACAGGCAAGUGCUUCAAAUGCUGUAGAGCAGAACAACAAGGAAGAGGAAUCAGAGAGCCUUCACACCACCCUGGUGCUGUUCUCUGCAGAUGAUGAAUUUACCUCCAGACAGGACAUGUGUCUGUGCUGUGGCAGUUUUGGUAAAGAUGCCGAGGGACAGCUAAUCAUGUGUUCCCAGUGUGGCCAGUCUUACCAUCCUUACUGUGUUAAUGUUAAGGUAGUUACAAACAUUUACAUUUACAUUGGGAUUUUCUGAUCUGUGGAUCAUUGUUAUUCUUGUUCUUUAGAAAUGAGGAGGGAACUGGGACAAGUUAACUUUUGCAAAGACCUUUGGGAAUGUUAUAUACUAGAGAUAGGAAAAACAAUGGACCAAAUAGCCAAGCGGUCGGUAUGUCCCCAGCAACGAUCCCAGAAAAAAUUGUGCGACACAUUUUAGCUCCAGAUCCCUUCUUGUUUCCAUUUUCAUUUCUUUUUAGUAAUAAUCAAGGAUUACUUUGAUCUGUUGACAUUAUAUUUUCAAUGUAUCUUAUAUUUAAUAUAUAUUGUUUGUAUUUAAUAUUAUGUGAAGCAGUAAGGAAGGCUAUUUUUCACACCUGAAACGGAGUCUAGAGGCUAGGAAUUAUGCAAAUUAUUGGUUUAAGCCUCAAAUGAAACUGCCUUUUUUAUAGAUCAACAAAGUCAUCUUGACCAAGGGCUGGCGUUGUUUAGAUUGCACUCUUUGUGAGGGAUGUGGAAAAGGAAGUGAUGAGGCUCGUCUUCUGCUGUGUGACAGCUGUGAUAUCUCUUAUCACACAUACUGUCUUGAUCCUCCACUGGGGCAUGUACCUCAGGGGGGAUGGAAGUGCAAAUGGUGAGUGACAGGGCUGUCAAUAAGGGCCAGUAGCCGGCCAAACAACCAGCUAGUUAGCUCUCUUUAGCUGGCUACUUUCAUCUCCCUCUACCAUAACUGCUAACAAAAAAUAAGCACCAUCGAAUAAAAUUGUUAAGUAUCCGUUUCCCAGUUUUGAGAUAUUCUAACAGGUUUAGAUCUGUGAAACGUUCGAACUGUGCGAUACGUUUGGGACAUUUCGAUGGCAUUGUUCCCACUCUUGUGUUUAUUCUGACCAAACAAAUACCUUGUGAAAACCUCUGGAAACGCCAUUUCCAAGACUCUAAUUUUCAAAAUGUCCCUAUAAUAGAUGGCUCGGCCCUCAAGCAUUUGUGCCUUUGGUGCAAGUUCCAAAGCCACCUGCUAUUCAUUAUCAGCCUGCUACUUAAAAACUUUUUGACAGCCCUGGAGUAAAUGUGGAGGUUUCCCCUUGAAAAUGUAGAGUAGGUGGCAAUAGAUUUGAACAAAAGAAGUGGAACGUCAUUUACACAGUUUAGACCUGCACAUGGGUAUUGGAUGGGGAUUGGCCACCUACCCUUAGGAAAAUAUAGAAUAAAGAAUUUCAGCCUUAGUAGUGGCAUCUUUAUUCACCUUUAUUCGGCUUAUCUUUCGUCAUAUGUUGAAGUGUAAUACAGAAGACUUAUUCCCCUCUUAAAAAAUAUUUUGUGUGAGUAACCAGCACUUCUGUGGUGACUAUAUAUGGCAAUUUUUGCUGGCUGCCAUACCCCGGAUCUUUUGGGGAACACAUCUGAAUGAAUGAAAUUUCACAAGCUUUGCUUUUGUAUCGAGUGCUUUGGAAAUGUGACAGUUAUAGAAAUUUUUGCACCUCCUGCUGAUCUAUUCUUUCUUUUUGUCAGGUGUGUGAAUUGUUCUGACUGUGGAGCUACAACACCAGGGAUGGGGUGUCAGUGGAUGUCAAAUUACACUCAGUGUGGUCCGUGUGCCAGUAAAACAACAUGCCCUGUCUGCAAGAUCAAGUACAACACCAAUGAUCUCAUGAUACAGUGUUCACAUUGUGAAAGGUAUGUUCCAGAUUUACUGAGAGGAUGCUACCAUAUUCAUUUUAUGCUCAUAAGGAUUAUUUGUCAGUUCUUGUGUGGUAGCAGGCACUAUUGAUGUAAGCUGUCCUGGUACUGGACUUGCUGCUUUAGGGACAAGUUGAGGAUUUUGCCUGGAAAAUACUUCUGUGAACCAUGGCUGCCUUGGUAGAAACAUGAUAAAUUACAUGCACCUUGAUGACACAGGAAAACUUUAAUUCCCUAGUUUUCUUUGUCACUUUGAAUAUGUGUUAGAUUUGCAACAGAAGUAGCGAAAUUUUCAAUGUUAUUUUUCUUCAGCAUUUAGGCAUACAUUCCUUAUUAAUACAUUCAGUUAAAGCAGUGUUCGCCCUAGGUACUUAAGGCUAAGCGGAUCACCUGGCUUAAUUCACCAGAAAAUUGUGGCCGCCUUGCUUAAAAACCAAAGAUUUAACGGAAUGGAGGCUUAUAUCGACAUAUGUCGGAAUGAACCAUUGUCUGGUGUAUUUAUUUGUGUAUUUUCUCGCAAGGUAUUGAUUGUAAAAGUGGUUUACCGUUGGAUGAAUUUGUUCAAACCUGUGAUGCAUUCAUUUUGUUGAACAACAGCCAUCUUGAAAUUGUUCCAGAAACACAAUGGGCCUUCAAGGAGCUUGAAACAUGGAGUAUGGAAAUUCCUUCACUUGCAGUCAAUACAAGAUGAGCGGAAGAAAAAUGAGAAGCUUGUCAAAGCAAAUUGAGUUUUUUUUACAACUCAAACUAAGUUCCCAAGUUGAUAAAUUUUUAUUCAGGCUACAGCAGGUUUCGUGCAAACACUGUUUAAAAUCACAGUCAGAGUACCCUCUGGCCUUCCCAAAAUCCUUUGGAGAACACUGAAAAGACUGUCUGUUAAAGGGGUGUCUGCAGUAGUAAACCAGUGAUGUUAAUUAUGUCAAAAUCCUAAGGGUAAUCUCACAGGAAUGCUAUAUUGAAAUCUGUAAAUCUAACUUAUAUAUUUUGUAUAGAUGGCUUCAUGGCUCCUGUGAUGGUCUUGUCAAUGAGGAAGAACUGGAUUGCGCAGCAGAUCAUGGAUAUCACUGUUUGUAUUGUCGACCUAAAACCAAGAGAGCACUUGUUGGUGUUAGUGGUAUGUCUUAUAGAACAACUCCACCUGCUUCAAAUCCUUUCCUCUCCUUCUUAUCCUCUGCUGGAACUAAGUCAUUGCAUGGUUAGUAAAUGUAUCACUGUGCAUCUCAUUAAGAUACCCUCUGCCAGCAUUCCAGACCUUAUGCCGUAGAUUGUGUCAAUAAAUUCUACCAAAAAAGAUUGCUUAGCCCUUGAAUUUGUUUUAGCAUGGAAUUCAGUAAUCGUGAAAUUAGCCAGCCUUCACUUACUCAUUUCCGUUGGAAUACUGCUGUAGUAAGUCGUUAAAAGGUUUGUAGUUAUAUAAACCUUCUUAAUGUUAGAGUAGAGGGUAUUUAAUCUCCAAUUAAACUUUUCUUGUUUUUUUUUUGUUUUCCCCUUAUUCCUUUGCCUGGUAUUGUAUAUCUAGCAAAAUGUAAGUUACACUGUAGGUAAAAAGCUGGGCCCAGUUGUUCAAAAGGUGGGCAGUGUUAUUCACAGGAUGAUUGCUUUUCACUUCGUUCAUUUGUAAAACUUAUGUCCUGUUAACAUCCCAAAUUGUUGGGUUUGUUUAAGGAAGUUAGCGACUGUUGGUACUUUCUUUCUUUUGUUCAAAGGUCCCCCAUCCCCGAAGGCCACAGUCUUGCAUCAUUACCGACCUCAGUCUUCACUGGAUAGUGACACUCCUGUUCCCUCCGGCAAACCUCUGCAUCCUUGUCAGAGACGAAACAACAAUUUAGUGGAACUGAAGUUGUCUAGCCACUUCAAUAAAGUACACAUGUCAGAACCCUUUGUUGGUAACAAUAUUGAACUGACAGAAUCUGGUGUACGGCACAUGAACAAGCUGAAGCUACCACCCGGAGGCGCCAGGAGACGAGUGAUCAAGAACAAGGUCAAACCUAAGAGGUUUGGAUUACCUGUUAGCCCUGUCAAAAAGAACAGUUUUACCACAGGACACAUUCAAGAGAAAGAGGCCAUUUUUAACAGAACUUUCACUGAAGAUGGUGACACACUCAUGGCUAAUGAAAUGGAAAGCCUUGGACAUCAACCUUCUUUAGUUCCUACUAAAGUCAGUAGACCUAGGCAAUCUGGUGUUGGUAGACCAGGUGUUGGUGGCUUUGUGUUACGUGGUCGUGGUUCAGGAGGGAGGCGGCUUGUUGGCCGAGGUGCUCGAGGAACUAACAAGAGAAAAGUUCCUGUUCUGUCUAUGCCAGCCUCACGUGGACAUUCCCAUUUUAACAAUCAAGGAAACCAUUUGCCACGGGUAUGUUUCAUUUUGCGUCAACUCCAUUUUUAGAUAUACCACUGUUUUAUUACUUCCACACAGUUAAGUUCUUAUUAUGGAAUUGGAAAAAUCUCAAGACAAAAUGUGCUCUAAAAGCUCUUUGCUGUUACUUAUUUAGUGAAAGAGCAUUAAAUCUAGGCUAGUGGUGGAAGUGUUGAAGGCAAAAUGUGAUUUAAUUUUGAAGUUGUUUGAACAGAGCACAAAGUUUGGUCUAUCUUUGCCAUGGAUCAUUCAGUAGAAUAACCGUUUUAAUUUAAUUUUUAGAAGUAACUGUUUAUCUCUAAUAGACUGACCCUUUUAUGGUAGCCUGUGAACGGGUUCUCUGUUUGGGAAAAGGUGACAAAAUUGUGAGGAGAGGGUAGGAAAAAACCUGUGGGAAAACCUUUGAGGUCGCUAUUCUGCCCUCUUGUGUUGUAAUUGCUGAUUAUCUGUCAGUAAGAUCGUUAUCUGUUACUUGGAUACAUUGGAAUGUAAUCAAUUUGGCUCGUGUAAAACGGGAGUCGGUAGGUUGCCUAGUCCAUGUACGGCAUUUUUCCAGUCCCUCUCGGUCAAGUCACUUUGGUGAUGUAUUCAAGGCCAUGGGUGGAAAAUGCCUAGACAAAAAGAGAAUAUACAUGCCUGCAUUGCUUUUUGAAAUUCAAGAUGUUGUCAAAGUUGUAAACAGCAGGAAAUUGUUAGAGAUUUGCAGGAUCGACUUUUGCCCACCGGCUUUGAAAGUCAUGAGAAUGUUAUUCAUAUACAGGGCUCAAAAUAACGGCCGGUCAACGGACCAUGUCCGGCCUGAUUGUGGGCUUGACGGGUCAAACUCUCGUCUGGCCGGUCAUUUUGACCGGUCAUUUUUGGAUGCUUGUCGCUUAAUGCGUUUUGCUCUAUAAUGCUGUAAUUCGCUGCUUUCUGUGGCUUUUUUUGCUGCUUUGCACUAAACCCUUUAAAGAAAAACGUUCUGCUUUGCUGUGAUCAGUAAUGCGACCUUCUUUGGGAAAACAUUCGCUAGCAAUAAUCUGUUAUUUUUUAGAAAACUAAAGGAUGAGUGACAGUUUUUGUCCAUCAAACGUUUCUACUUGUAACAGGAUUGUGAAAAUCACCUUCGACGGGAUUCGGGCUAAUCGAUCGCUCGUCCUGUACUGUUUCUCUGGGAAUAAAUUUCAGCACAUUGAUUAAUUAUAAAAUUUCUUUACGUCGAACAUAAUCUCAUUUGCAGACUUGAUUCCAGAAUUGUCUGAUAAAAACUAAGCUAAUCAAGAACGAACGUCGCCUAUCUCUGCUAUAUCAGUGCUUAAAAUCCUCCUUCUUGAUAAGCCGUUCACUUGAUAAGUGUUGCGCGACGACCCAAACGAAAGCUCUCCUGUAUAUUUAUUGACUUCUGAUGACAAAUACCCUGUUUGCGGAACAAAUUUCUUGCCAAAUCAACUUCUUUGCUGCAAAUAUUUAGCGACGAAAUUCUUCUUUGUGGAGGAGACUUUCGAUCACGUGCCGGGCAACGAAAAGGAUCAAGUUUCACUGAUAUGCAGAUAUAGGAAGAACCUUGGAGACUUCCGACACCGCCGUACGAUGAUGCUGAAGGUAUAUAUAAACGGACAUAAAAUGUGCGAAAAUCGCGGAAAGGAACUCAUCAACGUGUGAAUGAAUUUUUCACCAACUUGGCGGCGAAAACUCGAACGACAAUGCCGUACUGCCAGCGUAAUUCGACAUUCCAUGGGCAACAAAGUAAUUAUAAUAUUCAUUAAUUUGACUGGCCAAAAUCGGGGUUUGUCCGGGCUAAAAAAUAUUUGGCCGGUCAUCAUGACCGGCGACCUGCUGUCCAUUAUUUUGAGCCUUGAUAUAGUCGUGUAGUCCUGUUAGGAUUGUUUCUGCUUCUUCAAUCUCAUCAUUCCAACUGAGGUAUCGGAGUUUGCAGCUAACGACCAUGAGUUUUCAAAGUAAAAACAAUACUUUAGUGACCCACUGUGUAGUAUACUUGGAGCAUAUAGAGCGCAAAUCUUGAAUAAUCAGGAAAACAUACAUUGAAAUAAAAUUCAUUAGCUCAUGCUGUGUAUCGAAAAGUGCUGAAAACUGAACCUAAAAGUCAACAUCCUAUAAAGUUCACCGACAUUCGCAGAUUUGAUGCCAGUAAUGUGAGAAGCAUUAAAUUCAACUUGAAUGCUGUUAUCUCAGGAUCAUGUUUUGUUAUCGUGAAAGAACACAUGUUGUAACAACAGACUGAGAAAUUAUUCCUCGAAAAAUUUUUAUUUAAUAUAUUUAUAAACCCAUACAUUAAUCCUUAAAAGCAAUUCGCAUAGCACAAACUUGGCUUGUGGAUCCAUUCACUCAGUUAAAAUCGACUGGGCACAUAUCAAAAAUUAGUCAUCUCAAAUCAGGGCGCUCAAGACAAUCUCAAAGUGUAUAAAAUGUCUAGGAUGAAAUAUUUACAAAAACAUAUAUUUCCAUUUAAAAAUGAUUGAGUGUAGAGUAUAGAAUGUACCUGAAAAUUCUUCAAAAACUUCGCUGCUUGGUUCCGUUGCCAGUUGUGUUUCAAAACAGGCCAAGAACUCCAAUCGGCUGCAAUGAAAAUUUCGUGAAUUUUGAGUUCCUCGAAGGACAAUUUUGCAAAGAAGAACUUCCCUUGUCCACUAAAAGAAAACUACCGGUAAGCGUUCUUUUGAACUUUUCCUUUCCAUCUGUGUCUUUUAGCGGUGUAUUUUUAACCUUGAAAGGUGAAACACUGGUCUUACAAACCACCGCCAUUGAACUGUCCCUCUUUUGUCUUACUUUUGAAGAUUUUUGUUUAGGCCUCAAAUUUUCCCUCGGACCGCGUGACCUGAAACACUUCAGCUGCGCAGAAUGAUGAAACCUAGGGACUAGGCAAGGUCGGUAGGCACUUUCACCUUGGGCCAAAAUGCUGCUUGUUCCAAUGAAUUUUGUUUUUGAAAGGUUCUAUGUGUUGACUGAGCAAAUGUGAUUUUGGCGCUUGUUUCAAACUGAGAAGUCAUGACACACAUAUUGAUUUUCUACAGUUAUUGUUUCCAGUUGGCAUGAUUUGUCCUCUGAUGCAAGAAAAGCUCUUUAUUGUGGUUAGAUAAGGGUUUAAGGUUGUUCAAUUUUCUCCAAAGUGCCUCCUGGAUAGACUGAAUAACUAAAAGCGAUUUUCUUUUGUCUGUGAAUGUGGUGGUUUCUUGCAAUGUUUUGUCACACUUCUUAGUGUUUAUUGCAGGAUGUUUUAAAAAUUCUCUCAGAUAGUGAAUCACAGUUCCAAAUUUCGAAGAAUGAAUUGCAUCUUAAACUGAAGCAACCUGUUUACAAGCAAUUAUUCAAAUUGUGUGCUACGUGCCAACCAAAAAGGUGAUGUCAAUCAAACCUGUCAACAGUCAGUGUUCUCGCCGAUAGGAGCUUGCAUCAGAAUCUGGUGUACAGUGGGUGCCGUGGAACAGUGGUCCUAAAGGGUGUUGCUCAGCCCUUCCCGGUUUUCCCUCUUGCCAGUUCCCCACUCGACCCAAGGCCUGUUCACAGGCUAUUUUAUAGUUGUGGGUUUGUACCCUAGCCUUUGAGGGAAUGUGAGGCUGAUCUUGACCUUGUUUUGAUGUAAAUCUACUUUGUUUUCUUAUGGAAAUUAUGCUUGAAAAAUUGUAGUUAGCAUAAGAACAACAUAGUUUACACAAGAAAGCAGGAAUGUUUGUAUCAAAGCAAGAUCAACUCCAGCCUUUUUUCCAUUUGUAACUAUCACUAUAAAAACUGUGAAAUGGCCCAAUUCAAAUGCUUUGUUUUCUUUUCAUCAGUCAUUUACAAGUGGAUUAAACAGUCCAACCAAACAGCCUUCUUUCAACCACUUAGAGGCCUCAUUUAAUCAUGGUAGUAAUGACAGCUGGGCAGCUGACAGUAGUGAUGAAAAUGGUCUGCAAGAUGCAUAUCCUAAGUGGAUGCAGGUAAUCUACUUUCAUGAAGUUAGUGAAUUCCCUUCAUCACAUUAAUUUUAUCUCAGAGCAUGUUAUGAGAAAUAGUCCUUUCUCAAUUCAACUGUUUUUGCUUGUUUAAGGAGGCUUUUUUUGGCAAAGACUUGUUGGACACAUUAGGCAAAGAUAAGAGAGUGAAGCCUAGUGGCAAAGCAGUGCUUACCCCUGACCAAGGGACAAAUAAAGACCCAUUUGCACCAAGACAGGGCUUUGUGCACCAAGAGCAACAAGGCAACUCAGGCCAAGUCCCAUAUCCACUGGUGACUAGUGAAGAGCAGCAACGGACACUUUAUCAGCCAGGAUACCAGAGAACCAGUAGUCACUCUACAGCGCCACAGAAACAACACACAAGCUUGGGCUUAAGUGAACAUGAGAUGUAAGAAUGUUGUAAUUAAUUGGCUUUUAUAAAGCACUCUCUUGAAGUUAAGGUGUCCUUACAUCUAUUUCACAUGUGGGCUUAGUUAUUUUUGUGCUUAUAUGAUGGCUGUAAUAAGCCAGCAGAUGCCAUCAGUGUGUUAGUAGCCAUUGAUUGAUAAAUUUCACAUAGGCAUUUUUUUCUGGUGAGUUAUUUUCAAUAUUUCCAUGGUCAAAAUGCUAUUUGAUAGAUAUACAUGAGACCUGCAGAAACAAAAUCAAAUGAAGAAUGAUCCUCGCAGUUUUGAACACAAUUUAUGCAAUUGUGGAAGAACCCUGAAGAAGAUUCAGGACUUAAACAGGAUUUGCACCCGUGACCUCGCGAUACUGGUGCGAUGCUCUAACCAACUGAGCUAUGAAACUCAACAUCAGUGGCUUCAUAGCUUAGUUGGUUAGAACACCGCACCGGUGUCACAAGGUCACAGGUUGAAAUCCCAUUGAAGUCCUGAUUUUUUUCAGGCUUCUUACGCAAUUGCAUAAAUUGCGUUCACAAUUGCAAGGAUCACUCUUUAUUUGAUUAAAAAGCUUUUUAUGAUCCAGGGCAAUUCUUACUUUCAGUGAAUGUUGUUAUGGAAAUUAAGAGAAACUUGUUAUGCAUACAAUCUUGUAUGUAUUGUUUGCAGCUGGUCUCCAUCUCAUGCCCUUAAUCUGCCUGAAGAGGUUCCCAAUCCUGAUGCACUGUACAGCUCACUGGAUAUGCUGACGGAUGAUUUACAACCAGCAACACAGAAUGAUUCUCACUCUGCAGCAACCAGAGGUUUGUGUUGCUUAUCCUUUUCUGUUUUUUUUUUCCAGCAGUUUACAGGACCUCUUUGUUGCUGUGAUUUGUCACUCUUUUCGUGUCUUUUACCAUAACUGCAAGCAACAAUGCAAUCUGCGGCUACUCUCACUUGGAGAUCAUAUUCAAUUUACUUAUGUCAUAUCUUCUGGGUUCAAGCUAUUUACUUUCUGUAGGAUAAGUGUUACUGUUGGGUUUCUUUUAAUUUGAGCUAACAAUAUUAUUGCUUUGACACUAGAGUAGGUUGAUCUGCUUUCUUAUCUCAUCUGUGACAGGACUUUCUCAUACAACCUCCCAACCUCUGCCAUCAACAGCUACUUCCCAACAACAUGUAGCUCCAGCAGCAGCAGCAUCUACUUGGAAUCAAGCACAAACCCGUCCCCAGGGAAAUGACCUGGAUAUUCUGGACACUGGAGACAUAUUGCCUCAUGUUGAUGGCCAAGAGGUUGAAGAAAUUUUUGCUGGUAUAGAAAGAGAGAUGACAAACAGUGUGUUUAAUUUUUUGGAUACUGACAUAAAUGACAGUGUUGUGGUCAGCAACCAAGAACAGUUUGCACCUUCAGUUUCCAACUCUGCUGUACCACACCAUGGUGUAGGUCUUCAGUCUGGUCAACACCCUGUGGCUGCUGCCUAUGGCCAAGGUGUCACCAAUCAUGCCUACAAUACUGGUUCUGCCCAUUUCCAAGGUGUUCCUGGAGGGCCAGGAUAUCAACAUGGAACACACAAUCAAAUUGAUGGCUUUCCCAGUUCUGUUGUUUCAGGCCAACUUGGAUUUGGCCAAAGCAGUACCUUUCCAAGACCAGGUGACCUCGAUGACUUACCAAGGGAACGACGCAGACCGCCCAGUCCUAGAACAGACCCGCUAAAACAACAGCAGAAAUGGGAAGAGGAUGAGAAGCUUGGGGCCAUGGCAACUAUAUCACCAGUUCUAUACGCUAACCUUGAACAUGCCAACUUGAAGCAAGAGUAUCCUGGUAAGUCAGUGGAAAUUGGCAGGAAACAAAUGUGACCAUAGUUAACGUGCACAUAAUGUCAGUGUCUUUGUGGCUCACUGAAAUGUAGCAUUAAAAUGGUAACUCUGAGGUCAUUAGUCCUGAAUGUUUGUUGUGUGCAAAGCUGUAACAAUCAGUUCUUCAUCUAACUUUGCAUGUGAUCACAAGGAGCAGAAGACUCAUGUUUGACCUUGAUUCCAGUUUUUGUGAUACAGCUGUAGUUGUGUAAAUAAAUGUGACUGAUUAUGCCGUCAUGUAACAAUGUUUCAAGACUAGCUGGACUGUUGUGGAAUGUCCCCAACUUUGACCAUCUUAGUAGGAGCGAUCAUUUUCACCUAAAAGGCGAUGUUGUGGAAAAGUGAAGGUUUCCGAAUGAGGCACAAAGUGUUAGGAUAAAAAAAGAUAUUUUCCCUGUAUUAUUUACUGAAAGUGGAUCCUGUGAGCCCAGAGCCCUUAGGCCUGCAGGAUAUUAAUUUUCUUGGGUAAAGAAACUGUAAUAAGAUGAUAAUGUGUCUUAAGUAAACCAUGGUCCAAGGUUUUACAAAUUUAACUCCCCUGGCCCUUGUGACGUGCAUAGCAAGCAAUAGUAUGUAUCUGUAUGUGCAGAUGUAUUUAACUGACAAAACCAGUAAUGUUUUGUUUACCCUUUUAAACCUUAUGUCAAAAUUUACAUUCUCAUUCGUUGCCCCGAGGCAUUCCUUUAGACGUGGUGGGGAGAAGUUGCUAACCUUGUGUGAUCUUUUCCUUAACUAUCUGACUACAUUAUUUUUCUAGUACAUUGUUGUAACAAGGAGAAAUGCAGUGUUUAUCACUCUUUGGGCAUAAAGGUCUAAGCCGUGCCCCACCUUCACCCAGCCACCACCCAUCCCCGCAACCCUACCUAUACCUGUAGUCCUUACUAUACCUAUACAAGUACGCGUAUUAGUUUUAUGUUAUUUAAGAGGUUAUUGCAGUGGAGUUAGUGUGAAUCAAGUUACUUGGCUAUUUAACCAGAUUAACUGAUUUUGAAACUUGUUAUUUAAGAAUGGGCUAACAGGUACAGAGCUAUCGCAAGAUUGUGGAGAAAAUUGUCAGUGGAGCAAAGGGAUCCUUAUCGGGUAAGGGUACUUAACCCAAACAUUCAGAGUUUGUUCUCUUGUGCUAAGUUAGCAGUAGCAAGAGUUGAUGAUACCAUACUGACAGUAUGUUUGGUCCAUUAAGCAUUUCUUUUUUAAUUGUUUUUUUUUUUUAGCUGAAGGCAAGGGACAACCGUGUGCGGUUAAAAGAUCAGGGGAAAAAGGUAAAUAUUACUAAUUCAACGAACAAUAAAGAACAAGUUACCGACCUGUUUGUAGGGUUUCUUGUUAAAUUGUUGUCCUCGGCGUAAAUAGCCUGUUCACAGACCUUUUAUUUUCUCUUAACGUCCAUCGAGCGUGCGUGAUAAAAAUAAGACAACGUCUGUGUACAGGCUACGGCUGAAAAGGUAAAGACAUUCUGAUGGUGAGGAUAAAGGGUGAAAUUUUGAAACGACACGUCCAACAUUUGUUUAGACAUCAUGCCAUUAGAAGCUGCUAAAAUCAUGUCAGUGAUUUUGUAUACAUUUUCCGUUAAUAGUUUGCAAAUAGCCCACGUUCGAUAUAUUAAAAUUCUAACUUGACACGGAGGCUUUAGGGACAAAAUUGCAAUUUUUUCAGGACUCCAUUGUCCCGCAAUUCCGAGAAGAGACUUAGACACAAAGAAAACCAAACCAAAUAUACAAAAAUGAGGAGAAAGCCUCGGAGUAACGUUAGAAUUUUAAUACAUCGAACGUGGGUAAUAAACUAUGGUAAAGGUGAGUAGGGCUUUGACAAUGUUGCAAAGUCAUACGUUCUCUCCAAGGUAAGAUCAAGUGUAUUCUUGCAAGAGUUGUAGCAGUAUUGUUGGAUGAAUUUAUGUGCUCAAAAUGUGGUACACCACUUACAUUAUUUUGCUGUAUUGGAAAUUGUGUUGCUAUCGUACCGUCCGUCGGGUGUUAAGCUUACUUAGUAAUUCCACGAACUGACAUCCAUGCCUUUUUUAAUAUCGAUACCUAGUUCUUUUUAUUGGCGCCAUUGAAAUGUCACAAAAUUACUUGUUCAUUUAUUUUAGUUCGAAUUAUGUUUUACAUAUGGGCUGCUAGGUAAUUCUUUCUGGUGAAAAGCUAGCUGGCUAGAUCGGUGUUUGAAGAAUCGUAAUUCAAUAGGUUUUACAGCGACUUCAAAUGCAGUUUGAUGUUUUUUAGCACGGCAGAUUUGUUGACCUAGUUGUCUUUUCUUUCCCAGUUAAUUGCAAGAAAUGAUGAAAACUCAAAAGCAGAAGGACAGAAGCCAGCUCAAAAUAACCCUCAGCAGCAGCAACAACAACUUCCUUCACAAGAGCAGCAGCAGCAGCCGACCCAGCUGCCACAACAGGAGCUGCUGCAGCAAACACAACCCACACAACAGCAAGUGCAGCAGGUACCCCACCCCUCACAAGACCCACGCCAAAGCCAUCAAUACGAGCAGUAUGUACCCAUGCAAACAAAUGUAGACGGCUCCCUGUUUCCAGUUACUUCUGUUAUGCCGGUACCACUCACACCUACCACACCAGCAAGGUCAACAACUCCGGUGACUCCAGGCACUCCUGGAGCCAUGACACCUACCACCCCCACAACACCAACUCCUACCCAUGGUCAAGUGUUGAGCCAUUCACAGAUCGCACUAAGCCAUCCAGCAGCUGCAGUGAACCAUCCCCAGGGAGGAAAAACCGUCAGUUCCAAGGGUAAAAAAACUAAGGAGGAGAAGGAGAGGGAAAAGGAACUCAGAAAGCAACGGCUACGAAUUCAACAGGAACAAGAACGGCAGUGGAAAAUUCUCCAGCAAAGGAGAGCUUUGGAGCAGCAGCGUCAACAACAGCAACAGCAACAGGAAAACACCCUGCUAAGACAGGAGCUCCGGAAACAACAGCAGGCAAAAGGCACCAAAGGAACUGAUGAGCAGAAGAAAAAACGUUUACCAAAGGGUAGCAAGCGAGCUUCCUGUCAGGCGUCAAAGGGACAACGACAUGCUGAUCCAACAGUUUCAAACUUAGGUCUUCACGGAGAAAACUCUGAUAGAUCAUUUCAAGGCACUCAAGGCGUACAGCAACAAGUGCUACCGGUUGAAUCUUCGUUUUCUGCUGCACCAAGAGCGAAUGCUAAUGCUCUUGCAUCUUCUACCACACAACUUCAAAAUGAAUCGUCACAUGAUUUUUUGGCUCAUUAUGAUGAGCAAAGGGAUAAACCGUUUAAAGAAGGAGAAAUUGACACAAGAGAAAGUAAUUGCAGACCUGAAAUCUCUACCCCAGUCACAGAUGAAUUACGUUCAGUGAAUGCAGAUGCUAGUCAGCGAUAUCAGGUACCAUUCAAUUGGCAAAAGGAGACCAUAGAAGAAACAGUACAGCAUACAGAUAGAGCUAUCUGGGAACAUCCUCAAGGUCACCACCAACUGGAACAACCAAGAAGACCUAGUGACCACGCGCGUCAACCACAGGAAGCUGCAAGACAAAGUGUGUGGGACUGUGAAGAUCUACAACCUGAAGCCAGUCGGGAUCAUUUGGGCAGCACCAACCUUCAGAACGGCACUACUCUUAUUGAACAACACAUAAGGCCCUCUCAAGAAUCUCUUCAAGAGCAGGAACAGGUCGCUCAUGGCAACUUCAGUUCUCACGAGCAAUUAGCGUUUCAAGGUGAAAAACAGCAAUCUUGGUUAUCUGUGUCUCAUGGUAAUCCUACGGGGAUACCUGUGACACAGUCAUCGAUGCAAGGUCAACAGGUUGGUGGGGAAAAUGAGCAAAUAGGACAGCAACCUUCUAUCCCUGAUUCGAUUCAAGGUCUGCCUUAUCCAGUACAACAGGAAGUGGCGUUGAAUUCUUCGGAACAGCACCACCAACAACCAAGUGUGGACCUUCAGCAGUCUUCUCAGCAAAUUGCAGUGAUGCACUGGCAACAAGAACUGUCUCAAGUUCGGGCACAGGUAGCAGCUGCUGAUCUCCUUCCACCUCAAUCCAUCGCCCCUCAUUCAGCCGUUCCCCCUCCCCCUCCCCCUCCGCCGCCACCCUUACCGGCGUCCCAACAGCAGCAACAACAAACAGGACCGUUACAAGCCUAUGAAAUCAACACAGGGUGGCCCUCGCAGCAGGGACAAGUACCACCACCACCACCACCACCACCACAUGUACAUCCACAGUCAACUACACCUUUUUCUCAGCAACCUCAGCAACUACAUAGUGCUUCAAAUCUACAACCUGCAAUUUCACAGAUGCCGUUUCAAGCUGUUCAGCAGCCUCCAAUCCAGAUAGCACCCAAUCAACUUCCUGCCCUACCGAUGACUGUCCAGUCUCAGGAAAACCAACUGCAUCAACCCCAGCAAGACGUGGCUCAGAGACAGCAGCGGGAACAACUCAUCCGAGCUCAACAGCAGCAAUUUUUCCAGAUGCUUCAACAACAACAAGUGUUGCAACAGCAACAGCAGCAGCAGCAGCAGCAGCAACAACAACAACAGAGCACUGCAAUUCAGCCAGGAUUUGUGCGAGCUCGAUUUAAUCAAGUCGCAAACACAAAAGAUUUGCCUGAAAUUGAUACAGAGGAAGAACAUCAAGAAAGGUUGCGAUUCCUUUAUCGUCAACGCCAAGCACAGAAACAACAGCAAAUGCAGAUGCACGCGCAGCUGAUGCAGCAGGCUUGGAUCCAGCAGCAGCUAACAACUGCAAAUGGUCAAGGAGUUAUGCCUUCGGGGAUGAUACCAGUGGACACUUCCAACCCUCAGUUAAUGCAACAGUUUGCCCAGCAGAUGCAUCCUCAGAUGUCUGACGUAACACAACAGCAGCUGUUUGCUGAAUAUCAACGACGAAUACAACAGCGCCAAGACUUAGGCAAACAAACGGUUCAGUAUGAAAAGGUAUUGCAAGAAUUUCAGCAACAGCAAGGAAUAGCGGUAGGUGGUGCCCACCCUACAGCUCCCUUCAUCGAGGUUCCACAGCAGAGAUUUGCUGUAAGACAGCCUACUCCAAUGGUUCAGCCUGGUUUGAAACCUAUUAUCCCUUACGGACUUGAUGGCCAGUUUGUGGGUCAACAGCAGCAAUUUUACAAGAUGCAACUACAGCAACAGAUGAUGAUGCAACAACCAAAAAGUGAACUUCUCCAAAACAAUACUUCCCAGUCUAGUCCUUCAACAGGAAAGGUUGAUACACCGAAAAGUAAUGUUGAAGCCAAGGAUGAUUCCGGUGAGUCACUUAACAGGUCUGGCUCUGUAGUUCAGAGUGAUGCCAUUAAUGAUUCCCAAGAAAAUGUACAGUCUUCCGGGGAUCACUCGCGCCAAAGAUGUGAAAAGACGGAAACAGAAACUGCGGAACACCAAGACAACCUGAAGAGCAUGGGUGACUCAACAACUGCAAUGGUUCCUGUUGCCAGUUUUGAAGAAGAAGCGUCUGUAUCUCAUUGCAAGAAAGAUAAUCUUAGUGAUGAAGGUAGCGUUGGGCAUGACAUAGAAGCUACUGCUGAGAGCAAGGAAGGCACCAGUGGGAUAGAAAAAGAAACCUUGAAUUCCUCAACGGGUACUGCAUUUGGAGAGGGAUGUGGUAAAAGAACCGGUGAAAUUGGUAACGAUAAUGGUAAGAAAAAAGGUGAUGAGGAUGUUGAACAUACGAAGGUUGAAGAGAAUGAUAAUAGUCACGUUGACGAAGAAGUUGUUGAAAAGGAACCUUCUAAGGCGAGUAAUGGCAGAGAUGACCUUCCAAAUGAUACAUCCUCUGAUGUGGGGUGCAAAGAAGUUGCCAACACAAGGAGUUCUUCAGUGGAAGUAAAUCAAAGUAGCGAUGAAGCGCAAACAUCAAGGUCAGACGUUGAAGAAAUACAGAAGAACAAACUGGAGGAAGGUGAGGACGCAAAACCGCUGCGUCAUCAAGAGUCAAAACUUUUAUCUGGAGCAGAAACAAUUCAUGAUACUAACCAAGCCCCUGCUCAGGCACUCCAUGUACCCAGCCAGGGACUGCCAGUACCUCCUCCUCCUCAACCCCAGCAAUUCAUUGUUCAGCAACAGUUCUUAGCAUUUCAGCAGCAGUUUCUACAAAUGCAACAGCAAAGGCAGGUUCUUGUCCAGCAGUACCAACAACUGCAACAACAACUGCACCAGGCAGGAGGGCAGGAUCCCGUGCUAGCAGCACAGGUUAUGACUGUCCAGUCCCAAGGACAAGUUCUUCAACAGCAAAUGGUCCAGGCCUGGCAACAGAUUCAGCUGAUCCAACAUCAACUGCAGCUCGCAGGUGCACCGAACCAACAGCAGCAGCCACAGGCUUCGCAGUCUCAGUUAGGUUCACAGUGGCCACAGGGAGUUAUUCAAGGUCAUCAGAUAGCAGCGCAGCCUGGUGUUAUCGCUGCGAGACCAGGGGCGAUGGCAAUGCAGCAUCCUUUGCAAGCUCGUGGAUCACUGACUGACAAGGUAGGAUAUCUUUGAUGAUAUACCAUCUUAUAGUCCAUUUUUGCCCGGACGUUAGCCCUUUCUUUUACUGAACUGAUGACUCUCUAUGUCGUGGCUUUCUUGCUUUCAGGUUCUUGAUGAAAUACCAAAACAAGGUAGAGGAAGAAGCAAGAGUAAAGACGCGCCACUUCAACCUUCUCCCCAUGGUCCGCCAAACCCAGGCAUGGACUGGCCCCCUCCCAAAGCAAAACAGACUAAACCACGGCAGAGGAGAAGCAAGAAAGCAGGACCAAAAGCUGAUCCUGAUCUUGAGCUACAACAACAGAUGCUUCAGCAACAGUUAUACCAACAAAUGGAGCAAAGGCAUCGUCUUAUGCAACAAAAGCAAGGGCUGUACGUUGAACAGGGAAAACAUCCCGGGCAACAACCUUCACCUUCAUUAACUCAACAUGUAGUUGAUAACCCUGGUGUGCUUGCUCAAACAUCUAUGGAUAUGCCGCACCCAACGCGACCGUUAUCACACACGCCAGAACUGCAACAAGGGCUGCCAUCAAGACCAGAUUCGCAAAUCGGCUUGCCCCCUGGGACAACGGGUCCUCAGAUGCCCUCGGGUCCUCAAGUGCCCCUUCCUCCUAACAUGCAAAUUCCUCCAGGUCAUCCACAAAAAAAUGAUCAAGGCUCCUUUUCUCAGAGAUUCCCAACACCGGAAGAUUAUCUUAAGCAAUUUGGCCAAAACCAGAUGCAUCAGAGGCAACCAACCGUGCGGUAUGUAGCAGAAGCAAACAAUCCCUUCAGCGAUCAGUUUCAGGGUUUGGAAAACAAAGGAAGAGGGCGAGGAACAGAAAGGAAGAAACCUGGUCCCAGGAAACCAGGGAAGCCUCGAGGCAAAAAAGCAAAAGAAGCAGUACUUCCAGAUGUCGACCCUCUACAACAGCAGCAAACGAGUUCUGCUGUUCGGGAGCUUGUUUCUCCAUGGCAUGCUGCCACACCAUCACCGCUAGCACGGGACGUAAUGCAAGAAAAAUCAGAAGGCACAGGAGUUCCCCAGUCCCCGCAAGUGCAGAUUAAUAUCGGGCCUGGUGAUCGUCAUGAGUCAAUAAAACAAGAGAAUCCCGAUGGAAGUAAAGACGACAAAGAUCAGGAGAAUACAAAGCAGGACAUUCCAGCAGAGCAGCACACUGAGGCUGGCUACGGCGCGCCGUCCGAAGGAGAAGUAAAAAAGGACAUCAAUGUCGCUGAGAAGGAGAGUACAGGUGACACGCGUGGUGUUACAAAAGAGGGGUCUGAGUCUGCUGAGAAGAAUAAAGGGGCAUGCAAAGGUACGGGGCUAGAAGCACUGCAAAGGUUGGAGUCUAUGGUUGCAGACAUGGCAAAUGAGGAAGAAGCAUGUAAAGAGCUGGAGAAGCAGUCUGAAUUGGAAAGACUGCUGGAUGAGAAUGAAUAUGAUCCUGAAAUGGACAAGAUAUACGAAAGAGAUUUUAUAGAAGACACUCCGUUCGAAAGAAGCUUACUCUCACCUAAUAAAACUGUGGGCAAUGGAUCUCAGGCUAACUCUGUGGCCUCUCUUGAGUGUCAUGAAGAGAGUCUCAUUUCGCCAUUGUUUGAGGAGCCUGAAAAAAGAAAAGAGCGGCAGAAGUUUUUCGCGGACGUUUCGUGUAGUGAAACACCUCAAGUAGAAAAGAAAUGUAGUGACGAGUCUAUGGGCAAAACUGAAAGCGAAGAGCGAAGUAAAAAAGAGAUUUUGCUGACACCCUCUAUCGAACCAUCUCUAACUCCUGAUGUUGCUACUCCUGUUAUUGAUUCUAAAGAAGAUGCCAUCGAGGUGGUUGAUCAUGGUAGAAACGUGAGCGAUCAAAGUAGAGAUCCAUGUAAGCAAGAAGCUAUCGAGGAUACUGUAGCAAUUAGGAAUGAAGGUUCAAUGCGAGAAUUAGGUUCACUUGAUGCAGUUGGUAAUCAAGGACCUCACAGAGAACUAGAGCAAAGUAUUGGAACAAGAGAAUCUGUGGCAAUUGGGAGUGCUGCCUCCGAAGCCAUCCGUCAUCCGGAAAGUGCCGUCCCUGUAUCUAUUACAUCAAGUGUUGGACCUUCAGUAAACGAGCUGCUAAAUAGUGUAAAUGGCAAAGACUUGAUUGUUCAAGAAUGUAAAAACCAUCAGCAGACGCCAGGCGAAGCUCCUUUUGGAAGCAGCAGGGAUGUAUGUGCAGCUUUUCCUCAGCAAAAUGCUACAAAUAUGAGUAGUUGUAUUGUACCAGAAGCUGUACAUGAAACUGUGGAUCAAAUCUCCGACACUAAGAAAUACUACACGGCUGAUCCAGUGCAAGAACCAACAGCAACACUUCCUGCUCGUCCAGUUCAGCGUGAGAAGCCUGCUAAGGCAUCAAAACAAUCGAGUCGACCGAAAAACCAGCAUGGAUUAUCAGAUGCAGUAGCGAAGAAGAAAACUCCUACAAAGGAGGAAGACCCCAUUAAAAAGCAGUGGCAGGAGCUAAAAAGGCAGGAGUACGAGCGAAAGAAGCGCGAGUACGAGGAACAACAGAAGAAAAAACGAGCACUUCAACAACAACUUCGCAUAGAAAAACAAAUCAUCAGAGAGCAGAGGAAACGGCAUCGUAUUUAUAUGAAUCCCAGCAGCCGGAGCAAGCAGAAAACAGAAGUUGUUAACACUGCUAUAUCCUUGACGAUCUCCACUGUUAACAACUCUCACAAAGAAGUCAAGCCGGGGACUCGUCUUUCUCUCUGCGAACCCAAGUUGCUUUUGACUCAUGCCUUGACACAUCCGUACGGAAGCAGGCCUUUUAACGGACAGUGUCCUUUGAAAGGGAACUUUGGUUCAGCAAAAAUAGAUGGAAUGGUUGACUUUUAUUCACAGUUUCCAAUAUCUGGGGUGGAUGUUGUGUUGGGACAUCCGCCGACCCCACCCUCGUCUCUGCCACCCUCCCCAGGGGUGCAUCAGCAUAAGAACGAUUCCAGUGAAAAGCCUCUUGUAAAUGGCGACGUUUCGCCUGAGCAUUCUGAACGCGCUGAACUGCUUGCUUCUAACAAGGCACACGGUUCGGAUAGUGAGCGGCCAUCCAAACGGGCGCGGUACAUGGCAGUUUUGGAUUCUGCCAGAGGGGGCGUUAGUGUUCCUCCAUCAAUGCCUACUCCUCCUUUGUCCGAUUCGGCAGCGUCGUCUGUGAACGAUCGAAUCGCUGACGCACAAUCUUCUGGGAAACAACUUCUCCUUAUAAGGUCUGAAUCAAACGGUAAAGAAUCCAAUAGUAAUUCUUCGUCUUCGUCACCUGAAACAGUUCAGUACAUUGCUUCUUCAUCUCCGGAGUCCGAUGCACUCAAUAGAAUGCAGACUCCUAAGUUCUCAGCUUUAUUACAUCGUGACAGUACAGACUCGCCAACGUUUCCAGCAGUGACAAUAAAACGCGAGAAAGUGGAACACGUCUUACAAAAUGGUAUAUGCCCGUCUUUUAACGAUUCCUGUAGGAGUAUUUCGGAUACUCAUUUUGGUGAGACUACUUGCUGUGGGCCUAGAGCAGAGAACGAUGCUGAUGAUUUGGACAAUAUUCACGUGUCAUUGACAUUGUCGCCAACAUCAGACCAAAGGGUCACAGACACUGUGGCGUCAGUCGCUGCAUUGAUAGGCUGUUCUCCUCCCCGACGCUCGGACAUUGUUAUCGAGCCGGCUGGAAAUACUGUACCUUCCAGUGGUUACUUAAAACCUACUAACAAACUCGGCAGCAGUGCGAUAGCAGCUCCUAUGGCUCACACUUCAUCGGAUAUUUAUCAGAAAUCACCUUUUCCAAGUUCUCAAGUAAACCUCUCAUCUAGCGAGGAAAAAUGCUCGGUCAAAAGACCAGAAGGUCCGUACUGUCGUCACUGUGAUGUUUUAAUAAUAGGUAUUGGUAUGAAACGUAAACCAGACGAUGAAGAAACGGUACAGGGACUAGACACAGUGAAUUCAAAUGAAACAGCCAAGGACAACGCAGAUUAUAAAAUCUACAGAGUUAGUGUGGAAGCAGGGGACUGUACAGGGGACAUAUUUUGCUCGGAAGCUUGCUUGAAGCAAUAUUUCGCGCAUGUUGUUUCUGAAUGUUCGUCACUAACGCAAGACUGUAAAUCAGGGCUCAGGGUCUUGCCGUCUCAUUCGGAUAUGUCUGUUACAUCUGUGGGUCAAACGAGUGUCGGAUCCGGUAACGUGACAACAGUUAAUGGAGUUGAUUGUCGGGGAGGAGUCGCAGCGGAUGGAUUAUCGCCGACAUCUUUACGGAAACUGCGAAGUCCUUCUUGGAAGGAAGAAGACCGAGAUGACCAGGUUAGUUUGUUUUUUUUCCUCUUUACUCUGUUUCGAUUUUAUUUGAUCUAUGACCAAGAACAUUUUUGUUUUCCCUUUAUCCAUGGAUACCGUGUACAACAUUUAUUUAGUGAAAACACUACUCAUUACGAUGGACAAUUUGAAGCUUCUGUAAAAAAGAAUGAUUCAAGACGUUGUGAGAGGUAUAGCAGAAAGGAUGAUCCGAAUUUCUAUAGUGAAAUACACCAAGAGUUCAGAUCACAAGUAUUUGAAAGAUGUUGCUUUUCUUUAAACCAUCAUCAGGCCACUAAAUAACAAGGAGAAAGUGCGUGGUUUUAUGAUGGGCGGGGUGGGGGCUCUCAUAUGAAUAAGAACCUGACAUGUUGCCAACAAUUUUAAUCUUAUGUCAUUUUGUACUUCACCAUGAAGUUGUGAGAAGUGCUUGGCUGUCUUUUAGAUUAUCUGACAUGUCUUUGUCAAGGUACACUAUGUUUGGUACCUGCCUUCUUCAGUCAUUUUCUUUGACUGUUUGUGAGGCAGAUACCUUUGUAGCCUCUCUAGCUUUUCUUUUUGUGUGUGAACUCUAGAAAUUCAUUAAUAAAAAUUUCUAAAAUACACUACCAAAAAACAAACAAACUGUUAGACCAAGUCUGUCGUAGAGGCGUACUUUAGGGAUACUUUUUGCAUCUGGAGAAGCCCACAUUGGCAUGUUCUACACUUGGGGACAUUUACAUUUUCGUGUAGCCUGAGAAAACAGCCGACAUUUGGCGACGCUACCACUGGUUUCCCCGCCAAAUGACGUCUGAGAAACGAGCGCAGAAAUUCCAUAUUGAUGACGCGUCACUACUCAGAUCUGAGUAGUGACGCGUCAUCAGUGUGGAAUUUCUGCGCUCGUUUCUCAGACGUCAUUUGGCGGGGAAACCAGUGGUAGCGUCGCCAAAUGUCGGCUGUUUUCUCAGGCUACAUUUUCUUUUUAUCGUUGGUCUCGUUAACUCUUUAUUUAAGACCUUUAUUUUAAGGGACUUUGCAAUUAAAGGGAUUGUGUGUGUUGUUUGAACGAAGUUUUGCACUCGCUUCAAGACUUUCCACAAUAACUGAAGCAUAUUUGGUAUCUUAUAUCUUACUUUUAUUAUCUAGGGAUGUUUUCAUUUCUAGUCUUAGUGUGUCAAGUUGAACAGAUGUUAGAACAGCGUUACUCUCUGUCUUUAGGGAAAUAGUUGCAAACGUCAGCGUCGGUUACAGUGGAAAAGAUGGCAGCAGAAUGAAGCGGCAAAAGGUGGCAACAAGCAACGAUUAGAACUUUCAGCUGAAGAGAUAACGGAGGUACGUGAAGCUAAUACAGUGUUACCGGUGUGUAGCAACAUGAGCUAAGACCUGGAACAGCCCAGAGUUCCGGUAUUCUAAGGUUUGGUAUUCCGUACAGUGGUGUGUAAUCGCCAUUCUGUUUUCUAGACAACUGAGUAAAUGCUGCAGUCAAAGGGGUGGGUUUAAGGCUGGAAGGACGAAGUGGACGUUAGAGGAGAGGAAGUUGUCCUUCUGUUUUUGACGUUUCCUAACCCCUCCCUCCCUUGCUUUUUUUAAGCAAAUUCUAACUAGAGGCAUUUAAAAGUAAUUUGACACGAUGUGUAAUUCUUUGAAGCAAGUCGUCCCCUUUGGUUGGUGUACAAAACUAGUGACCUUUUUUCGUUCAUGUUGACGUACAAUCACCAGAGAUUGAUUUGUCACUGUCACGUCUUUUUUUAGCUUCUAGGAAAACAUGGCGCGUUGAAGCCCUGUGCUGAUCUGCCAGAUGACAAGAGGUCUUGUACUUUGUGUGGUGAGACAGGCGAUGGAGACAACAACGCUUCAGCUCGGUCAGUACAACAUCUGUCCUGGGAAAAGGACUCCUACACGAGCUAUCUCGUAUACUGUAAACUACUACUAAACAAAAAAAUACAUCCGAUUAUAGACUCCUAGCUUUUAAGCUUGAUUCAAAAUCAGUAAAUGAAAAACGUGUUUUUAUCAGCACUGCAGUAGCUUGUUUCGAAGCGAUUUUUCUUAUCUGGUUUAUAUAAGCCCCCUAAGUUUUUAAGGACCUCCUGUUAACUCAGGGCUAAUAAGCGGCAAUUUACGGUAUUUGACUAACUUGUCUUUGCAUUAUUUACUUUGAAAUUCUGGAGCAGAAUCUCAGGUUCACUGAUCUGUACCAAGACUCUGUACAACAUUUCGUUAGCUUUUUAAGCCGGUUCAGCUAUCCAUUAACCGACAGUUUUCAACUCGCUACCUGCCCGUUGAUAACAGCACUUGGUACUGAAGGGUUAUCCUGGAUAAAUAUUCGAUUAUUGUUAUUAUUAUUAUUAUUAUUAUUAUUAUUAUUAUUAUUAUUAUUAACUACGGUAUCAACUUAUAGCUGUUUACCUGCAAUAGCCUGUUUGGAACACAUGCCGUGCAAAAAAAGAAGAAUCCAGACAUUGCUCAACUCGGUAAACCAAAACACACCCCCUUGAUCACAUAAACAAAUAUUAACCAUAGGGAAGAGUUCCAAGCCAAGGUCAGGAGCCUAAGUAACAAAAAGACAUUGUAUCGAUAGAAGCCGCUAAUUAAAAAGUAUCCGCUUCGCACUUCGAUAGCCAAAAAAAAAAAAUACCAUAGGGAAGUAAGGUGGAUGAUAGCCAAAACAAGGCUAAUUUAAUACCAUAGGGAAGAGUUCCAAGCCAAGGUCAGGAGCCUAAUAACAAUAACCGGCGCCAACCACGUAGGCUAGCUCUUACUUGUUAUUAUGACACCUUUUACUGAAGAAAAACAAACAAAAACCCAUGGUAGUGUAGUGAAUGUUAACUCCAAUAUAAAGUCCUUAUCAACUCUUGUUUGUGGUUGUUUUAUUUGCAGUCUGCUGAAUCUCGAUGUGGAUGUGUGGGUUCAUCUCAACUGUGCGCUUUGGUCACUGGAAGUUUACGAAACGUUAAACGGCGCUCUCAUGAAUGUGGAUGUAGCUGUUAAAAGAGGAACUGUAACGGUAGGCUAAUGACCUGUGAUGAAACUAUAUAUCUGAUGAACUCUUUUCUCUUCACCAAGUGAAUUUACCCAUGUAAAGUUAAUCAGUUUUUUCAAAUUGUUUCCUUCUCGCAGAACUGUGUGGUGUGUUUGAAAAGAGGUGCUACCGUGUCAUGUAAUCAGAAGAUCGGCUUGUCCAAGAUUGGCUGUCCAAACAAUUUUCACUUUAAUUGUGCGAUCACUCAUGGCUGUGUGUUCUUCAAGGACAAGGUAAACUUUGUCACAAACCGCGUCGAAUUUGCAUAAUUACAGGACUAAAAUAAUUUGCUGGUAAAAUCUGAACAGUUGGUGUUGCUUGUUUUUUCAGACGAUGUUGUGUCAUGAGCACAGACCAGAUACCCCUGGAAUGACGGAUCUGAUUCUAUCAUCUUACGCUGUUUAUCGAAAGGUUUAUGUCAACAGAGACGAGAUUCAGCAGAUCGCAAGGUUAAUAACUUUUUUUCACUUUGUUCCUUUCUUUCGCUGUGUCACGUUUUUGUUGCUAACCACUGAACAUUUUUCCACCGCCAGUAUGUUACGUCACAAUCAGGAAACCAACGAUAAACCUCAGACGUUACGACUUGGAAGCCUGGUAGUGAGGUCCUUGGGACAGCUUCUGCCACAUCAACUGCAGUCAUUUCACAGCAGAGACUCCGUCUAUCCGGUAAUCUCCCAUGCGUGCAGUCGUUUUGUUUAAGUCACUGGUUUCAUCCAAGCUGAGCUGCGCUUAGUGAGCGAUAUUAGGGAUACACGGGUGUCGAAGGCGUUAACCUGUGUAUAUGUUUUCGCUAGGCAUGCAUUCCAAUGCACACAUGUAUUUUAGAAACUAAAUAAGAACAUGAGUAACGGAUAAUACAACCCAGCGUGUAAUCUCGGACAGUCCUUUUCUUAGUGAUAAACGAGAAACUAUAGCUAAGUUUUAUUUCAAUUGUCUAUUCAAGAACUGUGCAACUCGCUCUCGAAGACCCAGGGACAGCUAAGCAAGACGGGAUACUUUAAGAUCAACGAAAGAGCAUUUCGGCACCAAGAAACAUUUGAAUACUUUCCUUUUGACUCUUUGUCCAAUCAGAAGUGAUUGGCUGCCUCUGGGUCCCCAAGAAUAAACAGAACUAUUCAUAAAUGUUUCCAGAUAUGAAUGUUCGAGUCGGGCAAAGUUUACAAGCUCUUCUCAUGUGGUUUACUUUAAACUUCUACUAAUUUAAUACACGACAUCCAUUCUUUAAACAUCGACGUGACGUCAUCUCAUUUGUUUUAGAGACAAUUUGUCCUUGCAAGGUGCAUUUUAAAGUUUUGUUAAAUUAUUUUUUGAAGACACGGUUUUCUUCUUUACUGAAUUGUUUCUUGGUGUAUCAGGUUGGCUUCAAGACAAUCCGUUUCUACUGGAGUAUGCACUCUGUGAACCGCCGCUGUAAAUAUCAUUGUAUGGUUGAGGAUGCAGAGGGUAUCCCGAGUUUUACCAUCAGAGUGGAGGACGACGAGCAAAAAGAACAACUCAUCUUUCGCGGAAAAUCGCCAAGAGGUAAGCAGAGCGUGCUAUGAAGAAGUUAGAAGUUACUUGUGUCAGACUUGUGUCAGAUAAUGCAACUGACACAACGAAAUGCAACUUAUAACAACUUGGAACAAGCACUCUACCUUGUAUCAACGAUAAAGAUUUAUUAUCAUGCCAAAAGUAGUAAUAAUAGUGAUAAAAAAAUCAGACAAGGCUAACGGCUUAAUGCUACCGCCCAAUGAUAAGAUCAUUUGAAAUACGACAAGGUCUUCAUCCAAGCCGGCAUGAUCUGACCAGUUUUUGUAAAAUACCCUGGUUAAUGGUCCCGGCGCCGGGGUUCGAAAUUGGGACCUUCCAGUCCACAGAUCUACGCUCAUCCAACGAGUUAACAUGUUAUUUUUUCAGUUGCUAGUAUACUGAAUUCUCUCCAAGAUCCCGUCCGUUUAAGGGAUAUAUACGUUAAAGAUGUGUGCGACUGUAAUAUCCAUGUCAGUGUUAAAAUGGAUGGGUUACAUUAAAGGAGUUAUAUAUAGUUAGGGACGAUUAACAAUUUUAUUACACUUUGUCGUUUCUUCUCAACAGAUGUCUGGCAACAGAUUCUCAUUCCCAUUUUGAAAAUAAGGAAGGAGGCGGGGCUGGUCAACUUGUUCCCAGAAUACAUCUCAGGAGAGGUAAGUGGAAGAGUUCUUACGUUUCAUUACUGAUGGGUUAACUACUUGUUGUUCUUGUAUUCUGGUUCAGAUCUCGACCUGGCCAGAGGCCCUACCAGAAAUUCUCCCUCGCUUGUCCUGAAUUUUAUCCCUCAACCGUGCUUUUUCUAUCCCGCCUUUGGGAUUUUUAACCUGUUCUUUUGAAUUAAACCUGCUGUUUCAAUUAUUGGUCAACCCCAUUAGGUUUGUGCUUUAACAUUUUGCAGUGUUGUGGGAGAGGUCAUUUACUGUUAUUAAUUAUUUUGUCUUAUUUCACAGGAUUUGUUUGGGUUAUCAGAGCAAUUUGUACUGAGGAUUAUCGAGUCGGUACGUGUCUUGGUGGUCGUUCACUACUGCUAGAUUCUUAGUUAGUGCCAAGCCUGCUGUGAACCGCUUAUUUGUUUUUUCUUGUUUUAGAUGCCUGGUGUAGACCAAAUGCAAGGAUACAACAUGCGUUAUGGCCCGUCACCCAUAAUGGAGCUGCCGUUAGCGGUAAAUCCAACCGGUAGUGCCAGGUCAGAGCCGCUAUUGAGAACACAUUUCAGGAGUGGAAGGUGUGUGUCACAAGCUUUGUUAUUCGUGUUCUGUGCAACUUUAUUAUGAAUAUCGUACCCGGCGUCGCUUUUUUUUUGGCCUCAAGUCUGACCUUUUGAAGACAAAAUCGCCAACUCGGCGCUAGAUUAUAAAGUCGAUAUAAAUAAAUAAGUAAUACAAAGCUGAGGUAACUUGAUUUGUCGCGCUUCAUCGUAACCCUCAUCGCACUUCGUACUGUGGGUACUUGGACUGCUAAGGCAUUGUGAGACGAGCAAGCUGUCGCUGAAUUUUUCCAUCCCGUAACAGUCUGGCAGGCCAACCGGCAAAUGUUGCUUGCCCGCCGGUUGUGCCCAUGGGAAAAUCUGCGGGAAAGUCGCACCUCUCGCCCUCCCUCUUCAGCGAGAACUAGUGUAUGGCAGGUUAUAAUCAACGUUUUCAUUUUUUUUGUCCACAGAGCUCGCGCCCUUCGGUCUGCUACCAGUUCUGGCACCGCGGUAUCCCCCGCAGCCACGGUCAGUUCCGGAAUCGCCGACGAGUCAUCUGGUCUGUAUCUUAAACAGUUCGUAUUCUCCAAAGCUGCGCAAUACCGCAAGCUAAAAACCGAGUGGAAAAACAACGUCUUCUUGGGAAGAUCCAACAUUCAAGUAAGUGCUUUGAUAUUCCGAAUCGCUGUUAAUGAAAGUUUGUUUGCUAGUUUGGGGCGGAUACCUUCACAGAAUAUAAUGCUGGGCCCCUUAGAAAACAAGGGAACUGCUUGCUUAUUGGGAGUUAUCUUCAAACACAGCAGAUCUUCAGUCUAAAUAUUUUAUUCCUCACGGGGGCAUUUUCUUGUGAGGGCAAGUUUUAAGAUGGUUUGAAAUAAAAAUCGGCGUAGUAAUGUCGCGUCUUUGAAUAUUAAGUUUCGUUUGUUUGCAGGGCUUAGGACUUUUUGCGAACAAGGACAUGGAAGGGGUGAGUUUAAGAUGUUUUUUCGUCAUAGCGAUUUACGUACUUUGCAGCACUUGAUUUGCGAUCCUUAUUAGCACCUGUUAACGUGGAAGGAAGGCAACCCUCCCAGAACGUGAAAAGAAUGUCUUAUGCGCUUUUCACCCAAUCACAAGUGAGACAACUUGAGGACAAGAAAAGUCAUCUUGCUCAGUGUAACCAGACAGUCUAGGGUCUAGUGUAGUGUGAUCCUCUCGUCAGGGUAACUCGAUCUACCUCGUGUUAACCCGCGGGCAAUCCCGGAAAAUCUGUGGAUACCCUCUUUCCUUGUAAACAGACCAUAACACAACUUACACUAGCACACUGUUGUUGUGGCUGUUUGGUAAUAACGACCUUUAGGUUAGUCGUCGAGUACAAGUAAGAGUUAAGAAUUUCGAGCUAAUUUUAUCUCGUGAACUAUAACUAUAUGACAAGCACAAAAAUGAACGUGCAGGAUGAGAUUGAGGCACACGAAUUUGGUUUGACAACGGCUACUUGUGCUAAAUCCAAUCUUAAGGUCGCUUAUGUCGAUGUUGUUCCUUUUUUGGUCGUGUCAACAGGGAAGUAUGGUCAUCGAGUACAUUGGCUCUAUCAUACGAAACGAAGUGGCCAACAGAAGAGAGCAAAUCUACGAGAAGCAGGUAACGUUUGUGCGAAAACGUUUUUAAUUGCAAUGUUUGUGAGUGUGUCAUUUUGCCGUCAAGAUUUUAUGGUCGUUGCGCAACUGCUAAAUCUCAAACUUGAGUUCAUGGAAAACUCAGUCAAGAAACUCGCCAAGAAAAAGCAAAAGAAUCAAGCGUUUAAUGAGUAUCUUUAUAUCUGAUACAGACAGGCCUAAACUUAACAUCCAAUCUUCCUAGCCCCCAUAUCUAAAUACCCUAUUUUUACUUAAUUUCGCGUAUAUUAUUUCGCGGGAUUAUAUUUUUUUGGCCAUCUCAAUUGGGCAACUAUGGUUAAAAGGCUUUAAAUAUCGCGAUUCAAACGUUCUCACUCAACUUCGUUUUAGUUUGCAAAAAGUCUGAACUUUUAAAAUUUCUCUCUAAACUUGAACAACAAAAAUGCAUGUUUAAAAAGGAACUCUUAAUACACGAAGAAGCAAAACGUGUAUUUGGAAAAUUAACUUUAAAUGUGUUAACGUUAUUUCAAAACGGAAGAUGCAAAAUGAAACUAACCUGCACUGAUUUGUGUGUUUGUCGAUACAUAUGCUGUGUAUGUUCAGUUGUUAUGUUACAUGUUAAUCUUUUUUUUCAGUCAUUUUAUGGGUAUUAAAUUUAGCGAGGAUUUUUAUGCGUACCUUUCAUUUCGCGAUUUUUUUACAAUCAAGGAACGCGAAAUUGAAGACCCUGCGAAAAUAAGUACCAGUAAGAUAUUUGUACCAGUGAGUAGCAAUAAGGUAUUCGAGCAGGAAUGAAAAGAUCAAGCUAAUGACGAAAGUAUAAGAUUCUUGAUAUUAAACUGAAACCAAGAUCUUCUUAAAAGGAUUUAGAGUAAGACGCCUUUAAUACGACCACUCUCCGCCGGACAGUAAGUUCCCCUUCCAUUAACGAGGUGAUUGAGCAAAAAAAACUGAGUGUUCGUAUGCAAGCCCCGCCUGACAAGAACUCCGUUAUUACCACCUUUACUAUUAUUUAGUCCCAAUCAAACCAACACUCGGUUUGAAAACCUUCCUCGUUAAAGCGAUUGGGUUUUUGUAGUCUGUUGAUGGCGGUGUAUCAACAGGCUCACACUGCACUACUGACGUGUUAAGCAGUCGGCCGCAAGGAAACUUGAGAUGGAAAUACUGACCAGUUUUUCGUUUUUCUUUGUUUUAGAAUCGCGGCGUGUACAUGUUUAGAAUUGACUCUGAUGCCGUUAUCGAUGCGACAAUGGCUGGAGGACCAGCGCGAUAUAUUAACCAUUCAUGUAGUGUAAGUAUUCCGCGACAAUUCUUACUUGUUCCCGUGAGGUCAGGCGGUCUUUGCAGUCGCACGUGAAAAGGCGCCGUGUUGGGGGCUUGAAGUUUAUAGAAACUAGUACAGCCUUUUGUGGCCUGGCCGCAGUUGUUCAAAAGGGUCCAGUGGACCACGCAGUUGGUUUCCUUAAGGGUUGAUUUCCAUUGUCGCGUAAUUUUUAUGUGCGUACGUGCGUAAAAUUUACGUUAACAAAUCAAAUAGAGGCAAUGCGUGAAAGGUCGCUCGUAAGCGUAAAAGUUGAACCUCGCUCAACGUCUCGUUUAAGUUCAGCACUUUUUAUCUUGCGUUUAUUUUAUUUACGUGAUUACAAUUUACGUGCGUUAACGUGUGUAGCUAAAAAUGCGUCAGUGGAAAUCAACCUUAACACUUAUCAGCUCGAUAGUGAUUUAUCCAGUGGGUAUAGUGCUAUCCAACGUUUGAACAACCGGGGCCUGGUGCAGCGGAAAGAGGGGUGACGAAGGUCUUUUCGCCCCUCUCUCCCCUCCCCCCAGUCUUCAUCGCAUCCUCCUUUGUGUUAUGUUCCAACACUGUUAAGUGACAAAAUUUGCCUUCAUGAAUUCUACAUUUAUUGGUUUGCUGUUUUGCUUUUUCAGCCAAACUGCGUUGCUGAAGUGGUGACCUUCGAGAAGGAGCAGAAAAUUAUUAUUAUUUCCAACAGAAAGGUUGAAAAAGGAGAAGAGGUAAAGUUCAGUUUAUUCCUCAGGAAUGAGUAUUAUGAAAAACCGAUUACUGGAAUUUCUUCCAAAGUAGCAUCUCACUUGUGGACAGCGCUAAACUCUUGAUUCGUGUCCGUAUAUUGGUCCUCUUUUCUUUCUUUGUACGAGCGGUUUUUACAAUCGGGAAUUCCAGUUUUUCUCGCUCUUCAAAAACCAGCACCUUGCUACCCACUUUAGUGGCUCCAAGUGUUGCAAAUUACUGCUAGUUAGGUAUUGUAAUCUGGUGUGCGUAUUAUGCGGUGUUUUUUUUUUUGAAAAAAAAAAUUUGUUGUGUUACAUCACUUGUCCUUUGGUACCUUUCACAACACCAACAAACUACAAAUUUUCAAAUUCCAAUUCGAUCUGGACGUUUAAAAGGUUGUUAAAGGCGUUCUUGGGAACUGCUGUAUUAGGACGGUCGAUAAACAAAUUACAUGGUUUGAACAAGACUGAAGAGCUUUUAAAUCUCUUAGGCAUCGAUCCGGUCAAGAUAGAUUAUUCUCUCUUGAUCCGGCUUACUACCUCCGCCAUGUUUCAACCCGUUCCAUAUAAUAUGAAGCCAAAACUUACACAUCUUCAUUUUCCUACAGCUCACUUAUGACUACAAGUUCGACUUUGAGGAUGAAGAAAAUAAAAUUCCAUGCUUGUGUGGUGCUCCUAACUGCCGAAAAUGGAUGAACUGAGGAACUGAAUGUGGAGCAAUUUUCAUCGAAAUUUAUUUAAUCGUUAUUUAUUUAACGUGAAUGUUCUACAACUUUUGGCAGGUACAAAUCCAGAAUUUUCUUUAUACACAUAAGGACAGCGGAAAAUAUAAUAUUGUAUGAUAUAUAAUUAAUCAUGUUUUAGUUCGCUUUUUCAAUUCGCAGAAGUGAAUUUGUCAUGUCAGACAUUUCAUGCCGGAAUAGCUAUAUGCCAUCCGAAAUACGGGAAUCGCUAGGUUUGUUUGUUUUUUUUUCCCCUGUGCAUUUUUGUUUAUUUAGGUUCAC
This is a messenger RNA of Porites lobata, 44725 nucleotides long. The record is from the annotation of a GenBank genome assembly. Lineage: Eukaryota; Metazoa; Cnidaria; Anthozoa; Scleractinia; Poritidae.